AUCACCUUGGUCCAGAGAUGUGAGUUCACCAGGUGCUGCCGGCAAGAAAAGGGUCCCCAGUGCCACCAUCAUUACCUUCAGUGACAGCAGCAGCUGACAUAUUUGACUAAAGGUUCCUGGUGAACUUGUGGAAGUAGGAACGCCCACGUCCCCCGCUCCUUUGUUCACUGGCAUUUUAUUUGUUCUGCUUAUCUUGUUCUCUUUAUAGCACUACACUACAAUUCUCCGUGUAGUUAACAAUUUGCACACAUUGCAUAUAUUACAAAGCAGCCAGUGGUGUUCUGUUCAAUGCAACUGCUACCCAGCAUGCUGUUUUGGACAUUGUUCCUCAGAUUCUUUCAGAAUUUCCCUAUCGGCUGGGAUUCAAUCACAUACUGCCAGGUUCAGGUUGCACAAUUAAAGUUUAUUCGGAACUCUUGUGCAUUGUUUUCUCCUGGUCUAAACCCAGAAAUUGAUUGCAUGAAGGGUCUGUGCCCACCUGAGGAAUUAUUAUUAUUAUUAUUAUUAUUAUUAUUAUUAUUAUUAUUAUUACAGCUAUAAGACACUCCUCAACACACUCUGCCCGUGAGUGCUUUGAGCAUCCAUAAAUGACCAGGUUCAAAGGCGGCAACCCUACGGGAACGACGGUUACCAACCUGUGCAACUGCUUGCCAAGUUGAUGCUGUAACAAUUAGAAGGCAACGGAGCCUUCUGAGAGUUGUUGGGGACGGGAGCCAAAAGGGGUGUGUGAAUCUGAGCAAAGAGCUAUGAAGCGUGUGGGCAAAUGGGAAAAUAAAAAAGUGCUACGGAGAGUCGGAGGCUGCGCCCUGGCGGUUCUUGUAAAAAGAAAACAUUUUCUGAAGAUGCAAGGUGGCAGCUUCGUUUCGUGUUCCCAUGAAGAAAUGGACUCCAAAAUGUAUUCUAAAGUGAAGUCUUAUGCCCUGGCUCUUCACAGCAGUGCAUCAUUUGCCCUCUCCCUCUUUUAGCGCCUUAACUUUAGAAUCCUAGAAACUUGGGGUGGUUCUGGUCAUCCGUGCGCCCGCGCGGGCGGUUUCACGUUGCCUUUUAAGUCCACCUGGAGCUCCUCAAAAGAGAGUUGGCUGCAGGGUUAGGGGACGGCGAAGGAGCGCCAGCUGCCUUGGGCACGGCCAAAUAAAAAAAAGAAAAAGAGGGUCGGGGAGUUAAAGCAAGGCGGCGCUUGCCCUCAGGGCGCCGGGCUGCGGGAGGGCGGGUGGUGAGGCGACGGCGGGGAAGGUAAGAAGGUGGGUGGCUGACUCGUCGUCGCUAAGAGCGAGCAAUCCGCGCCCAGCUUCGUCGCGGCCCUGCCUUCGCGAGCCUGGCUUCUCGGGGCUGGCAGAGCAGGACGGAGGAGCCGCCCAGCGCGGCUGCUGCCCUAGAGGGGAAAAGGCGGAGGCGGGAAGGAGAGCAGCAUGGCGUGCUACAGCGGGGAAUACGUGGUAAGGGGGCCAGCACUCGCAGCCGGCAGGGCGCUCAGCCUGAGGGGAGUCGGGGGGCGGGAAGGCGGCGGCGCUGACAACCUCAGUGGCGGGAAGUCUCCUGAGGGGAGAAAAAGGCGGUUUCGGCUGCCGCUGCUCCUCCUCUUGCUGUUUCCACAGGCGACCUCCGCCUGCCCCGAACGGCCCCCGACGAGGCGGUCGAGAUACUCCGCCAAAACUUUCCACUUGAAAUUCACUUUUCUUCCUCAAGACUCCCAUGGCGGCGCGUUUCUCGUGGGCUCUGCCGCCUCCUAGGCCGACAGGUGCAUUGCUUUUAUCUCUCCCGGAGUGAAGAGGCCUCCUUCCACGCUUAUCUUUUUGUCACCACAAACGGCACAUAUUAAGGGGCCGCCACAGGAAAUAAAGCGCGAGGGGGUAAAGGUUCAGAGCAUUUCUGAUCUGGGCAAACUUCUGUGACGGUUCUCCCUCAGGGAUGGUUCCACAAUAGUGUUCCUCUCUGGAAUCUGGCAGUGCAGAAAAAUGGCAAAUCUGCCCUGAAAGCAUUCUUUAAUGAAAGGAAGUAAAUCAAAAUAAAUAAAUGUCAUGUAGCUGCUGGCUGCGUUUUUUAAUACUGUGCCAGCAAAGUCAGCCCAGUUUUAUCUGUCCCAGAGGAAGCUAUCUUUGGAGUGGUUUGUUUUGUUUUUAUGUUCGGCAUCAUAUAUUCGGGAAAAAUGGGGGAAGAUAGAUGCCACCUGCAAAUGAUGUUGAUGCAGGUAGCGAAGUUUUCAUGACAUGUAAUCAGAUCAUAGUGUAAACACACCCAUCUGAGAAAUACGACACACCUCUGUGCAGUCAUGGGUUUUCAUACUAAAGUGAAUGUAAAUGUGUUUGUAUUUGCCUAGAAUGGAAAAAUAAAGUUCAUUAAACUGUACUGUGAGAUAAAGUUUCAGAGAAAGAUAAUAUCCAUAUAGUAGUUUACAUUGUUGGGUAUUGCCCAGUGAACAGGAGCUCAGAACCAGAGUGUGGAAAUAGUUGUUGCACCAACACAAGUUCAGUUUCCCAUUUAGGUAUGUCUAUACAGUAUACACAUGACCGGAAGCUGUACGCCAGCUCCCUUGGCCAAUAAAGCAAGAUGAGCACCACAACCCCAGAGUCGGCCACGACUGGACCUAAUGGUCAGGGGUCCCUUUACCUUUACCUUUAUGCAGUAUACAAGAGUGAGAAAACUGAAAGAGAAAAUUUGUGCUGCCAUUACUCCUGUCAGGCCUUGUGACCUGUAAUAUUUCCCCACAUCUUCAGAAAGGUAGGAUACUACCAUGGAUUGAAGGCAGGCACUGGAUGAAUUGUGAGAAUUGUGGAUUUGUGAAGUGAAGGGCCCUUAUAGACACACCUUUUGUCUCUGGGUAUUUAUACCAGCUAACUACUACACCUAUCAGAAUUUUCCCAGGUAUUUCAUUACUUAGAGAUAAUAGAGUGGUGAUUGGCACAUUAUACAGAGACUAAAUUAAAGUCAGUGGCAGAGAUUACCACACAAGAAGACAUGUUGGCUACAUAAACUUCUCUGUGCUCUGCCUCCACAGCUGGUGGAAUGCCAGUUACUUGAAACUACAGGACGGGAGAGUACUCUUGUGUUUGAAUCCAGAUUGCCGGUUUCCCAUGGGCAUUUGGCUGGCCACUGUGAGAACAGGAUGCUGGACUAGUUGGGCCGUUGGACUGAUCCAGCAGGCUCUUCUUAUGUUCUCUAAUUUUUAAUGCAGCAUAAUCACAUCAUAACAUGCAUUGUGUGGUUUCACUAAAUGUACAGAAGGUGGAGAGCUUAAAAGCUCUUUUUGUGCAGGGCUUUCCCAGCAUGGAAUGCUCUCACAAGAUCUCCCUUAAAAGCGCUCUGCCUUGCUUGGGCAAUGCCAACUUGGCAUAUGGCUCCAAAAAGGUAAGAACACUCACACAGGGGCCAUUUUCCAAAGGGGUGGGUCAAAUAUAUACAGUAUAUUUUUGCAUAUAUGUGCCAUCCCCGGAACCUGACCCCCAUGCAAGACACAGUCAUACUGUAUAUCCAUUAUAUAAUUGCAUCAUUUUAUAUAUUUAAAAUACCAGGUUUCUGAAGAUGGGUUACCUGAACCAAGAAAGUGGAGACCAUUGAUGUAUAGGAAAUGCACAGACCCCAUUUGGUUGAUGAUAUUCUUUCUCUUUUGGUCAGGUUUGGUAAGUACCAUAGUAUUCCUGAUGAAAUGGGUGGUAUCCAGUGAAACAGUUCUGCUAGCACAACAACUUUUGGCUACACAAUGGAACUUCCCCUCCCUCUCCUCUCCCUGUUCACCCCCAUAUUCAGUAACUUGAAUAUGCCAGCAAAGGCACAACAAAAAUGGGUCAGCUGCAUAUUCUGCCAUUGCAGGGUGUUGGACUAGAUGAUCCUCAGGGUCCCUUCCAACUACAGUUGUAUGAUUCUGAUUCUAUGAAAGAAAAAGACCUAUCCAAACAACUUGUUUUUCUGUUGUGAGGAGGCAGGGAGUGGGUUGUUGAAAGACAAUGGGAAACCAAUCAGAUAGUAUCCUGUGCUUUUCAGUUUUCACACAUAUGCAUAGAUAUUGAGUGUUGUUGAGCUCAUGGGAAUAAGUGCUAAGAUGUGUCCUAGAGCAUUUCCCCAGGGAACCACUGUUAUUAUUUAUGCAAAGCUCAGGCUCAGUUCUGUGUGAGUUAACCUCCUUGCUGUUGUGGAAAGAAGGAGUUCUUGGCAGAUAACAGCAACUCUUAUGGAGAAAAGAGGCCUGCUUUGGAUUCCAUAACAGUGACAGAUUUCAUAUGUAUUCUCAUAGAUGUUUAUAACUGGCUACGCUAUAACAGCUGGAGCUGCAGAAAGACUUGUGUUUGGAUAUGACAGCUAUGGAAACAUAUGUGGUCGGAAGAACACUCCUGUGGUCGGUGCACCAUUGUCGGGACAAGAUAUGACAGAUAAAAAGUGAGCAUGUUCUUAUUUCAAAAGGCUGCAGUGUUAUCAAAAGCUAUAGCAAAUAAAAUCAGGCCUUUAGCUGAUUAACAUUCUAUUUCCUUUUAAAUGUGUUUGUUUUCGUUCUUGUUUUUUAUUAUGUAUUUUGUGUUCUCGUUUUGUAUUUUUAUGUUGUGAUCUUAUGCCUUGUGAUCUUUGGAUGAAGGGCAGUAUAAAAACUGAAUAAAUAGUAGUAAUAAUGAUGAGAAUAGUAAAAUGUAAUCAGUCAGGAAUACAUAAAUGAUGCCUAAAGUAAUAAUUGUAAAUGCCAAUAUAUUGACUUCAAUAAGGUUGAGAUAUCCUAUAUAUUUUAGCUGUUUACAAAUUUAUUAAUUAUUUACAUCCUGCUUUUCGCCGUGUAAGACUCAAGAGUGGCUUACAGCAAUAAAAGAUGCAAUGUAUGACAUUUAAAACAAAAAUGAAACCUCCGAAAUGUAGAACCUCAAUAAUUUUAAAAUCUCAAAUUAUAUUUUUUAAAAAGGAUUCCUCGCUCCCAAAUCACUGAAAUCCCCUAGGACAAAUAUUGGGAACCUGAAGCCUAGAGACUGAAUGUGGCCUUCCAAGUACUUCUGUCUUGACCUUUGGCCUCUCUAAGUAAGACAUGCCCUUAUUCAAGCCACAUCUGCCCUCAGCAGGACACAACACUCAUCCACACUGCUCCAGAGUUACCAGAGUGCUUUUGUCUUGUUGAAAUAUGUCAUUGAACUAUGAUAACACCUAUUGCUUGCCUGGAUGGAGGGAUGUUUUUGGCUUUUGUGUGGCUGUGCCCACAGUUGCCUCUGGCCAUGCCCAUGACUGACCUGUCGCUCCCAGAUGAGAGAGAACAUGUUCCUUGGGCUCAAAAAGGCUGUUCUAGGGUGUAAAUAUUACUCCCUACUGGAUCAGCAGUAGACUUGACCUUAUAUUUUUACUGCAAUAAAACUGUAUUGUGUUCAGGGAAAAAAUAUUUAUUUAUAUUUCGUAAAGUUUAUAUGCCGUUUGAUUGUUUUAAAAACCCCUCAAAAUAGUUUACAAAAAAAACACCACUUUUAUGUGUUUCUAAAUUUAAGAAUUGUUUUGUAUAGUAAAAACAGGUUGUUGGAGAGGCAAGGUGAAAAUUCAGUUGUUUGUUAAUGCGAAGUUUUCUUGUUCUCUCCUAGAUUUGUUUUCUUUUUGAAUUCAUGUGAUUUGGAAAUAAAAAAUCUCAAAAUUAAUUCAACUGCAUUGUGUGUAUCGAGUUGUCCGCAGGAACAGCUUUCUUCCUUGGAAGAAAUUCAAUUUUUUGCAAAGAAUAACGGUAUGUGGUAAAGUUCUUUAUAGUCUUUCUUUCUUUCGUAAUAACCUAAACAGUUAAAAAAUAAAGAUUUGACUUGACUUGACAUACAUAUGAAAGGGACAAUAUUAAAUUUGAAAUGCAUGUUUGCCAUCAUCUUGAUUAUAGUUGUGUAGUCAUGUUUUAAAGUUGCAAUCAUAUACAUGCUUACAUAGGAGAAAGUCCUAUUUAACUGAAUGGGGUUUACUUUAAAGUAGGUAUGUGUAGAAUUGCACUGUUAAUUUGUUCAACCACUUUAGACUAGUGCACACUUAUUUUUUGCUAACUAACUUCUCCCCUUUCCCAAUGUAUAUGCCACUGGGAAAAAGAGCAUUCCACUUCUAUAUAAAUGCUAAAAACAAUAGUACACUACAGAUUCAAAAAGGCAAACACAUAUUUAAAAUAACAUAAAAAGUACAAUGGCCAAGCUCCAAGAAGCUACUUUAGACGCACCAAAGGCUUAAGGUUGUCAAAUGGAAUUUUCUUACUCAUUUCCCUGGAACGACAACCUCCUGUAUGCAAUUGCACUGUCUGCUUUCAAAACUCCUCUUAGUUUCAAAAGCAAUUUGGAGAAGAAACAUGUGCAAAGGUCUCUUUGGCAUGCAGAACUACAUGCUUAGGUUUUGGGGUGGUUUUUUUUUGUAUUUUGUCACACCAUUAUUAUUAUUAUUACCCACCCUUUACCAUAAGGUCUCAAGACUAGUCACAGCAAUUAAAAAAGGUGCAUUAAAAACAUUUAAAAACAAAAUACAGUCACAAGAAUAGGGUAGGUCUUAAAAAUAUAUAUAUCAACUUCCAAAGGCCAAGGGAAAGAGGUGAAUCUUUAGCAUUUGAUGAAAACAAUGCAAUAAAGAUGUUGGACACACCUCUUUGGGGAGGAAAUUCCACAGUGUAGAGCUGUCACAGAGAAUGCUCUCUCCCAGGCCACCCCCUCAUCACACUUAUGAGGGUGGUGGAACUAUCAGGAAGGCCCCUGAACCUGGCUGAAGGGUUGUUUUUUUAAUUGCAUCGUUAUUCUGUUAACUAGAAAUACCAGGAAUUUGAACGGGGAACCUUCUGCAUGCAGAGCAUUUGCUCCAGCACUGAACUAUAGUCUGCCCUUUAUCUCUAAUGCAUCCCUCUCCAAAUGUCCUUUGGUUGUGCUGUGGUUAUUUCUCCUUUGUCCUCUUUAAAGAGCAGCAAUUCCCCGUUUGUUUGUACUACUUUAUCCCAUUUAUAUGACUUGUAUCUUUGUGCCUAUGAUAUUCCCCAGCCCCUACACUAUUUCCCUGAAUAAAUGUUGAAUAAUAGCACUUGUUGUAAUAGUAGUAGCACCAACAGCAGUGGAAACCUUCAGUUUUUAGAUAAUAUUCCUCCCAUGUUUUGUAUGUACCUUAAGAACUAUAUAGUGAUAUUUAUUUAUAGACUUAUAUAAACAGUUUAAAAAUACUCCCAGGGCUGCUAACAAAAACAUAGUUAACCAGAUACAAAAUAUAAUACAUAAACAUUAAACAAAAACAGUCAAAGCAGCAGAAGCGUUAACAGCCAUUGAAACCAUCAGCUAAAACUAGUGAAAUAAUAUGCUUGAAAUCCUGGGCAAGUACAAAGGACUUCACCUGGUGCUGAAAAUGCAUCAGGUUUCUUGUCAGGUGAUGGGCAGAACGCGCUAUCUCUAUGAGGAAAACUCUUCACUUUGAGGGUGCCACAACUGAAAAGGACCCCUCUUAACCAUUGCACCCCUAACUUCGAAAGGUAGAGGGAUUUGAAGGAGAGACUUUGAAGAUACUACUCUUGUUUGGGAAGGUCAUUGUGUGAUUGGAGUAGGUGGUUCUUUAGACACCUGAGUCCUAGGUUACUUAGGAAUUUAAAGAUAAGCACCAGCACUUUGAAUUUUGCCCAGAAAUUGACCAACAUCCAGUGUAGUUGGCUAAAUUGAUCUUAGUAUGCCUGAUUAGUUUAUAUUAAAGCAAAUGCAAAGAAAGAAGGGGUGCAAAACCAUUUUCAAUAUUUUCCCUUCUGCAUUUUUUCUACCAUCCUACAUUGGUUCAAAUUGUCAGGAAGCCUGAUUUUAGUAUUUUGACAAUUCUGAAUACUGAUAAGAUAGAAUCCAGGCAUUCUUUGCAUGACAGUUUUGUUAUAACGCAGCAUUUUUGCCAGCAAAAUGAUUGAAGAUAACUCAAUUCUUCCCCCCUUUUUUGUUUUUUUUUGGGGGGGUUUUUUAUGAAGUUAAACAACUAGUGUUUUUGGUCUCCUAAUAAUUUUAGUCCAUUUCUUAAAAAAAACAGUGUCUUAGUAAGCUAAAAUAAUGUUAGCACUCACAUUUUUGUGAUGAAUAUAUUGCAUUAGUAGCAAUUUACAGCAGUUCCAAUUUUAAAAUGUUCCAAUUUACCUAAGACAUGCUGCAACAUUCCCUGCUGAGGUUCAUAUCCGAUGGACAGAUAGUAGUGGUAAUGGUGUAAUCAUAUAUAGGACAUUAAUGAUUUUUAAAACCUGGCUGCAAAGCAUUUCCCAUAUUUAAAUUCUCAUGUUUACGGGGGGCCACUAGGGGGCGCAUUGGAAGAUGGCCGACAAUACCAUCUCUCCGACCCACACGGGGUAAUUAAGAGGCUGUUAUGGGAGUAGGCAGCCUCCCUUGUUGCCCCAAGGAAAUGGGGAACACUGCCCUUGCCUGCUGUGCCCAUAAAUCACCCCUAAUUCGAAAGAAGGGGUGAGGGCCCUAGGCAGAAUUCCCCGUGUGGACAUCGGCUCUCCUGGACGCUGUCUCUGAUCGCGCACUAGUUGCAGCAAUUUGGAAUAAUUAAUUACAAAAGAAGCAAAUGCACAUAUUUCAAGUGAAGAAGGGGAGUGAAGUCUGCUAAUUUAAGUGACCUCUGCGAAAGAAGACGACGGGCUGGAGAAACAGGAAUAUUUUACGAUGAAGAUACACCAAAGGCUGGGUAUGUUGACAACGGGGCUGAAUGGGGGGGGGGAACCUUUUUUACUUCUGUGUGAUUUACAAGAACCCCUCCUCAUUAGAACCAUCGGUUGAACUGACCCAAGCAGGAUGAUUAAGGUCUGUGUGGAGAUAAACUUUAACCAAAAGUAUGCUUUAUGGAGACCGAGAAGCAAUAAGAGCUUUUGGGAAUGGUGCAGCAAUUAAUUCGGAGUCGCCAUCUUGCCAAAGGAUUUAUAGCCGGGAGGAAGAACGGAUUUGUUUUCAGACUGCAUUCCUAGUGAAUCUCCUCAGAGGUUUUGAGAAAGGAGGCAGAUUGGUGAAGAUUAAUGAUGCUAAGACUGUUUUGAUGUAUGGAAGUGAUGUUAUAUGGAAAACGUCUGGAUAUGGCUACUGGAUAAAAAUUAAUAUCCACGCAGGAUUACAAACUGUUCUAACCAGCUUGCGGAGACUAUCAGAGGUCACAAAGAGAAAGGAAAAAUAUAUGAAAAUAACAACAAGAGAUGUGGAAAAAUAAUAAGAAAGGACUGGAUAGUACUGUGAACAUCAUAAGGUUAGAUUUGUGGAUAUUAAAACAGCAGUAAGAAGCAAGAAGUUGAUUGGAUCCCUUCAGAACUUGAAAUAUGGGUACCCCCAACAAAAAUUUAAAAUUUGGCUGUGUAAUUUGGAAUUUAUGUAAUUUGGUUUGAUUUGAUGUGAUUGGUCGGUUAAUAAAAAAUUAUUCUUAAAAAAAAUAAUUCUCAUGUUUACAUUGUCUGUGUCUAUCAGUACUUUGACAGAUUUUAAGCUCAAAACAAAUUAUGCUACAUUAUUGUAGCACAAUGGAAUCACCUUCUCUCCUCUCUCCAGAGGGUUGGGGAAACUCCCAGAAUAGAUUUAGGGGUGCGUGGAGGGAGGAGUGGGGUAAAUGUUUCAUUGUGCAAGGAGAAAUUAUUGCACUGAUGGAAUGUUCACCUAAGCGCUAUGCUGAAUACAACCCAGCAUGAUUCUCAAAGUACCUUAGUAUGGAUCUUAAAGUUUUGAAUAAGAAAUUGAGAGGGGAAAGGUGCCUAUAUGGCUUCAUAAUGUCCUGAUUACUUUCAUGGAUCUGAGCAUAUCCAUCCUGCAACCUUUAAAUGUGUGGUUGACUAGAUACAUGUUUUAGAAUGCGAUAGUAGAAGUAACUCUUAGAAAUAAAUCCAUUAUAUUAACAGAAUACAUUUAGAAUGAUGAAAUAAUGAGAUUUAGAUUGUCUGUUAGGUCCCACAAAACAUUCCAGAGGUGACUUACAUAUAGCAUUCUUCAUAUAGCAUAUAGAUUCUUGUUUACCCCAAGAAUCUCCUGAUCAGACUGCCGCUGUGUGCUCUGUCUGGGACUACUGUUGAAGAUUGCUCAAAAGCUGCAGCUGAUGCAAAACUCAGCUGCUAAAUUGAUUUUGGGUGUUAGCCACAAGAAGCAUAUAACACUAAUUGCCUGUGAGAUCCAUCAGUUCACAGCUUGUUUCAAGGCUAAAUUCAAAGUACUACAGCCCACCUUUAAAAUCCUUUAGAGUUUGGGUCCAAGAUGCUUAACAUAGCAUCCCCUCCCAUAUUUAUUUGAUUGUGAUUAGCAAUCCAACAAAUUUAGGUUAGUGGAGAAAGCUUUUUUGGUAGUGGCCCUGCAUUAUACAACCAAUUGCUUACUGAAAUUUAUGAUAUUCAGAUCCUCUGCCUUUGUAAGUAGGCUUUAAAGACCUAUUUAAUUAGACAAACUUUUAGUAACAUGCCUAUUUUGCUUUAGUGGUUGCUGUUUUCUUCUUCUACUAAUUGUUUCUUUACUUUUUUAUUGUAUCUUAGUUUCAUUGUAAAGUUCUUGCUUUGUUAUACUGUGUGUUGGAGUGGAAGGUGGGCUAUAAAUUUUCUAAAUAAAUAAAGCUAAGUUGCAUUCACAUCCUUUCUAGUUUCUUUAAAUGAUAACCAGAAUGUCUUUUUAUGUGGGUUUGUUCUCUGUAGGUUCUUGCCUCUGUGUUUACAAUUUGAAUGUUACCAGUUGUACAUAUAGUUUCAAAACUGCUGAGCUUUGUCCUGCCUUACCAGUUCCGCCAAGGUAAGGAAUAACAUGAAUAAUAUUUUGCCUAAAUGAUAGUUUUUCAUUCAAAGCAAUCAACUACUUGUUUAUUAAUUUUUGAGUUUCAAAUCUUGGGGGGAAGAUACUGCAAUUUGAAUAUUGUUUCUAAUUUCUGCCUGCUUCUUUACUCAGUAAUUCACUCAAAGUAAAGAGGUGCACUUAGAGACAGCAUAGGCCUCCAGCCCCAGUCACCUUAGUCUUUUGUGGGGAAGGGUUUUUCCUAUUCUCUCCCCAUACAGAUAAUUAUAUCUCAUUAAUCAAUUUAAUAAAAUAUGAAAUUUAGAAGAUACACCAGAUUUAAAUGUCCCCAAGUAGUCCAAUCCAUGCAUGCAGAAACCUCUAUAAUGGCAGAAGUUAAAAGACUUCUCUUUGGCAAUGCAUUGCCACAGGGUAUAUUGUAGGUUCAGUGAGAGCGUGGUUCCCUUUCCUCCCUAAAUUUAACACUGUGUUUGAAAUGCUAAGCCCAAUGUCUUGUCUGUCUGUUUUAACCUUCUAGUGUGUCUUUCCCAUUGUUUAAUCGAUGUGUUCCACGAAAUGCUAAGUGCUAUUCCCAGUUUGCUUCUGUACUGAUAAAUGUGGUUAAUGAAGUGGAUAUUUUUCAUCGGAUUCUGGGUGGGAUUAUGGCAGGAAGAGAUACAGUCAUAGGAUUGUGCUUCCUUGCACUAGGUAAGCUAAUAGCUUUAUUUUAUAUAUAUAUAUAUAUAACAACACUGCAGCUUUUCAUUUAAGAAGUGAACUGCAUUUAUUAUAAUUGUAGUUGAAGUUACUGAGUCUUAUUUAGUAUAUUGCACUAUAUUGUAUGUCAUUGUUGGUCAGGUAAAAGUUAAUUGCAAUAAGAGGUGCAAUUUCUUGAAGACCUCUGAGGAAGAAUAUUCUCUAAUAUUGGGUUUAGUUAUAGAAUCCAGUGAUGUCUGCCUGAUUAAGCAACAGAUCUCCACUUGUACACUAGGACUUCCCCUUCCUAUCCUACACACUAGGCUCUUGCAUGUCCACCAAAUCUAAUCUAGCUGUUCCCCAACCUUCUGGAGCAGAUGUUGGGGAUGUAGAAGGGUUACAAAGUAGAGGAGAGGAAGGAGUUGUGCCCUUGCACACCUAGAAAUCUGCGUGAACAACAUGGAUGCUACCCUCUGUCUUGUGUGGAAUUAAUAUGACUCAGUGGAUUGCAGGAGGCAUUUGAGUUUUUAUUUUAAAUGAUUAUUGAAAUACAGAAAAGACAUAGAGUUGCUCUCGUAAAGCAGUCAUUUCAGAAUUUACUCUUUAUUGCACUUUCAGAGUUUGGCAGUUGCUAUUUUGCUACUGUCAAUGAAUUCAAUGUACAUUAUUAAUCCUUCAUACUUAUAACCCUCUGGUACUAUUGUGAGCGAUUAAUAAAGAAGAUGUGGGAAUUAUAUAGGACAGUAUUUUGCUUAAUAUCUAAAAAGCAUUAAGCAGACUGCCUCAGUAUGAAUGAGCAGCUUGUGAAGAACAGAAGGUUGAUUGUGGAUUUCUAGCACGAUCAACCAAGAAUGAAUGUUGCACAUAGUAAUGUGACACUGAUUUGGAUGAGGCAUUGAAGCAGCCAGAAUGCCUAUUCUGUAUGGCAUCAACAAACAUAGAAAGCAGGGUAACAAGAGCUGUCAAAAUUAUUAAAAUCAAAGGCUGCAAUCAUGCUCACAGUAAGGCUGCUUAAAUUCAUAUGGGUUUAUUGGUAGUUUGGCAUUGAUAUCGGCAGGAGCGCUGUGAAAAUCUCUAGUCACAUCUAAAAUUCCCAUGUAAACCAUUUAGGCUGCAAUCCUGUACAAACAACUCCCCGUUUGCACUUGGGUUGUGUUCUGGGUCAUUCCGUGUGUAAGGCUGUUCCACUUCCCCUUCCUGCCCCAUUCCAGGGCCCAGAACAACAUACGUGCUGGCGGUCAUGUGUCAGUUUGGACAUGCGCAAAAUGGUCACUGCCUGUACAUACUUAACUGGAUUAAGGCUGGUUAAACCCAGUGGGGCUUACUUCUGAGUACAAAUGCAUAGGAUUGUGUUAGUAGUCAGCUUGAUUAACAAGUCAACUAUAGUAACUUUUUUUUCUCCACUUGCAGCAUUCUCUAUAAUAAUCAUGUUAGCCUUCAGAUUCAUCAGCGUGCUUGUGAUCCAUAUUUUUCUUACACUACUUAUAUUUGGAUUAUUAUGUGAGUAUUGAUCCUUUGAGUAUGUAUUUUCAUAUUUUUGUGUGCAUCUAUAUCUAUCUGCUAGGAUUCAAAUUACUGUGUGCAGUUUCACAUGUAUGGGGAGGGCUCUUAAUUUCCCUCCUUAAAUGCCUCCUCUUCAAAAGUGCCCUCAAAUUUCAGGGACCCUCGAGAACAGUGUUUCCCAAUUGGUUGUCUGUGGUAAAAGGUAAAGGACCCCUGACAGUUAAAUUCAGUCACGAAUGACUCUGGGGUUGCGGCGCUCAUCUCGCUUUAUUGGCCGAGGGAGCCAUCGUACAGCUUCCGGGUCAUGUGGCCAGCAUGACUAAGCCGCUUCUGGCGAAACCAGAGCAGCACACGGAAAUGCCGUUUACCUUCCCGCCAGAGCGGUAUCUAUUUAUCUACUUGCACUUUGACGUGCUUCCAUGGUACAUACCCAUUAACUAUCCAGGACAUUCUCUUACAUAACUUUGAAUCAGCAAGAUAUUCUUGUAAAGAAGCUGGUAAAAUGUGGUCUUGACUAUGCUACCACUCAGUGGAUUUGUAACUGGCUGACUGACCGAACCCAAAGGGUGCUCAUCAAUGGUUCCUCUUCAUCCUGGAGAAGAGUGACUAGUGGGGUGCCACAGGGUUCUGUCUUGGGCCGGUCUUAUUCAACAUCUUUAUCAACGACUUGGAUGAUGGACUCAAGGGCAUCCUGAUCAAAUUUGCAGAUGACACCAAAUUGGGAGGGGUGGCUAACACCCCAGAGGACAGGAUCACACUUCAAAACGACCUUGACAGAUUAGAGAACUGGGCCAAAACAAACAAGAUGAAUUUUAACAGGGAGAAAUGUAAAGUAUUGCACUUGGGCAAAAAAAUGAGAGGCACAAAUACAAGAUGGGGGACACCUGGCUUGAGAGCAGUACAUGUGAAAAGGAUCUAGGAGUCUUGGUUGACCACAAACUUGACAUGAGCCAACAGUGUGACGCGGCAGCUAAAAAGCCAAUGCAAUUCUGGGCUGCAUCAAUAGGAGUAUAGCAUCUAGAUCAAGGGAAGUAAUAGUGCCACUGUAUUCUGCUCUGGUCAGACCUCACCUGGAGUACUGUGUCCAGUUCUGGGCACCACAGUUCAAGAAGGACAUUGACAAACUGGAACGUGUCCAGAGGAGGGCAACCAAAAUGGUCAAAGGCCUGGAAACGAUGCCUUAUGAGGAACGGCUAAGAGAGCUGGGCAUGUUUAGCCUGGAGAAGAGGAGGUUAAGGGGUGAUAUGAUAGCCAUGUUCAAAUAUAUAAAAGGAUGUCACAUAGAGGAGGGAGAAAGGUUGUUUUCUGCUGCUCCAGAGAAGCGGACACGGAGCAAUGGAUCCAAACUACAAGAAAGAAGAUUCCACCUAAACAUUAGGAAGAACUUCCUGACAGUAAGAGCUGUUCGACAGUGGAAUUUGCUGCCAAGGAGUGUGGUGGAGUCUCCUUCUUUGGAGGUCUUUAAGCAGAGGCUUGACAACCAUAUGUCAGGAGUGCUCUGAUGGUGUUUCCUGCUUGGCAGGGGGUUGGACUCGAUGGCCCUAGUGGUCUCUUCCAACUCUAUGAUUCUAUGAUUCUAUGAUUCUAUGAUUCUAAGAGUUUAAAAUCAAAGGCCCAUACAUCAACACUACUUUAUUUCAAGCUUGCGAGUAUAAUUAUAUAUUUUUAAGCCCACCGUUUGAUGCCAGUCUGAUUUUUCAGUUUCAUGGGCGCUGCAGAUAAGGCAAGUAUACCUAGGUAGUUCGUGUCUUUCAGAUGAAAUAAAUAAUGCCCGUAUUGCUGUAUUUAUUCCAGUUGUUUCAGGAAUCAUGUGGUGGCUGUAUUAUAAUUACACCAAUGAGCCCAGCAUAGAAUUGGAAACAGAAAAGGAAAACAUGAAAUUAUUGUUUGGAUUUGCUAUUUUAUCUGCAAUCAUUACGGUAAGACACUUAUCACAUAGUCAUUAGCAUUUUGUGGGAAAUUUGUUAGCAUGGGGUAAGGUGAGGCUACCUCAGAUGUAUAUGAUAAACUGGAACGCUACAGAUAAUUUGACAUUUUUGUUUGCAAAAAGCACCUCAUGUCUCCAUCUGCACUGUUGCGGGUCUCUAGUAGGCAGAAAUCAACAACUUCAUUGGCCUGCACAAGCCACUAGAGCAGGCAUAGGCAAACUCGGCCCUCCAGAUGUUUUGGGACUACAACUCCCAUCAUCCCUGACCACUGGUCCUGUUAGCUAGGGAUGAUGGGAGCUGGAGGGCCGAGUUUGCCUAUGUGUGCACUAGAGACCCCUGAAAAACUUUCUUCUCCAACCGCCACUCAAACAGUGAAGGCUGGGAGUAGUGGGCCGCACAUGCUUAUGUACGCAUUCUUGCAUUUCACACCUGCAGACAUAUGGAGGCACACAGCCCCCUGCCCCAGCUGAUCUAUGCAGAUCAGGCAAGGAUUGUGGUUAUCACUUUCUCUUCACACACCAAAUGAUCCAUCUGAUGACUGGAGAAGGUGUGAUUUGCAUCCCCAUGAGGGUGCUUGGCUGCCUACCCCAGUGCUAGGACUACUUUAUUUUUUUCCACUUUUUGCUGCUGGUCAGUCAAUGGGGCCAGAAAAAAAUGCUUGGCAGAAAUAAGUAAUUAUUUCAAUGGGACCUGCACGCAACUAGCUUGUUCGAGACUCAACUCAGCCAUAUUAUAUGGCCUAGUGUUGAAUGUGAAAUGACCCAUGCCACAAUUAAUGGAGCCAUUUGCAAAUUCUAGUUUAUGAUUUUCAGAAUUCAGUAGUUUGGUAUGUUUAUAUAUUGUUGAUAGUGUUGCAGUAGAAUUAAAGAUCACCAUUUGCUAUUCUUAUAUUCAUGUUUUGUUGUAGUAGAGAGGAAAAAGUAUAAAGCUGCUGCAUAGAUGAAUUGUAGCACUGUGUAUUAGGCAUCUGUGAGACAUCUUCAAAUUAGAUCAGUGUGGAUUUGGGGGUCUCAAGAGCCUCUAAAAACAUGUGAGAAUCUCACACGCUGGCAUACCCUGUUGCUGGCACAAGGUGGCAUGCUAGGAGAAGAAGCUUGUACUGUAGUUUUGAGUGUACCUUUGCAAAACUUUUUUUUUUGCAGUACAGUGUUAAAAGCUGAACCUUUUGCUGCACAAGAAACGGUUCUGCAACAAGGUGCAAUUUUGUGUUCCAGUAGUAUUAUUUUUUACCCAUAGAUCUGACAGGCCUCUUUUAUAUCUCUGCUUCUGCUAGGGUUGUUCUGUAGGAACUAGAAAAAAGUUCCUGAACCAAGAUUGAAUGACCUUAAAAUCUUAAUAUUUCUCCAUCCCAAAUGUUAUUAAAUUGUUAACUGAAAAUUUUUAACGUAUUAUUUUUCCUUUUUUGUAGGUUAUUCUCAUUCUCCUGAUACUGAUAUUAAGGAAGAGAAUUCACCAAACUAUACAGCUCUUUCAUGUUGCCAAUAAAAUUAUUGGCAACGUCCCUUCUUUGUUCUGCCAGCCACUUUGGACUUUUACAAUACUUCUUUUCUUCUGGGUGUACUGGGUGGCUGUGUUACUUAGCUUAGGAACUGCAGGUUAGUAGACUUUUUUUUCCUGUGAUACCAAGCUAUAUCAAGUAUUUUCUGUUAAAUAUGCACUUUUUGAUGGUGAAAUAUACACACGAAUGUGAAUGUAUAAGUGUGUUUUUAAUUUUUUUGUAUUUCAACCAUAGUUCCUGAUAAGUGAAAGGUAAGUCAUCUGGCACAUUACUGAGGAUAUAGAAUCCAAUCGUGUUAGAUCCUAAAAAUAUUUGGUUUGUGUUGACUUUGUAAAACAGCCCUGUUUUCUGCUAUAAAUGCUGUACCUGCUUGGCUCUGUUUUAAGAAUAUAUGUUGGAUAUAGUUGCCACAAAGGUGCUGAUGAGUAUCAUACAACCAUUUUAGUUGUCAACUAGAAUUUAUCCAACUCUUCUUAAAGCAUGUUCUGGGCCAUGUGGUUUUAUUUCCCGUUUUGAUUUGCUGCUCUUGGCACCAUUAUAAAGGUCAGCAUUUCCUGGCAAAACUGUCUUUAGUUUCUCUUAGACACAUUUUAAGGAGGCUUGGGUGGUUGUGACCUUGAGUUAGAAAGGCAAAGUUGAUAAAUCCAUGUUGUAGCUUAUUGUUGAAACAACACAGUACAAUAAGUGUACAGUGGUUUGAUUUAAUGCACCACACCUGCUAAAGAAAUAUUUUGCUUCUGCUGUAUAAAAAUGUGGAGAGAAUAAAAUGUGUGCAGAUGGCACGCAAAGUAAUGAGGAAGAUUACAGCACAGUAGCCCAAUUUGCGUCUUGCAGCAAGUCAAGCUAUGGCUUACUGGGACCACACAAACAUGAAGGCUUCUAUAAUGGGAGCUUGCAGCCACUUCAUUCCUUCCAUAUAUUUAUUGUUCGCUGGCCAUGCUGAGCUAAACUCGAGGUUUGGUUUAGCAUGUCAUCUGAACCUGGGCUUCUGUGUCAGUUCUCUCCUCGCUAUCCCUGAGGUCUGCCCACGGUUGUGGGAGUAAGGUUGACCUACUGGGACCUGCAAAUGAGGCCAAUAUAAGUGUCAAAUCAGAGGCAAGAUGCUAGAGGCAUCAUUUCCCUUUCUGCAGAGUGUCGAAAAGGGUGCCUGUUGUUCUAGCUGUCAGUUUGUAUCUGUUAAUAUCUGUACAGUUUUAACACGCAAGCUACAAUCUGCUUUGUAGAAGUAAAAACAAGAAAGAGUCUUGUGGCACCUUCAAGACUGACCAAUUUAUUAUGCCACCUUAUUGUGUCUGCUGCAAAAGACUAACAUGGCUGUCACCCUGGAAAGUAUGUACAAGUUGUUGCCAAAAGAUCAACUUUUGUUUUCCUUCACCUUUAAGUGACAAGCGAGCAGUUAUCAGAUUUAAUCCGGCCCUGUUCAAGCUGUUGCAGUGCGAAACAUUAGCUUGAUGUAAUUGCUGCAAAACUAAUUCAGUUGACAUCUAUGUAUUUUAAAAUUCUGCACAUAGAACAGCAUUCCUAGACAAGGUCACAGAGUCAAGUCUCAGAAUUGCUCCUCACUCAGCAAAUAUUUCCAUUAAGUACUCAUUGUGCUGUAUCAGGUGUCAAUAAAUUCCCCUACUCCAUCUGCAAACAUGCGUUGGCAUGAGAUAGUGUUAAAUUGCUGGUAUAUCCCUGCCCAUUAAUGUUAAGUGUUGCAAUUGUGUCACAUUCCAAAAUGAGUCCACCUUCCUGCCUAGCACUGUCUGCCCUUUACCAGAAGAUUUCUUCACCCUGCUUUUCUAGUCCAGAUGACCACUUUCAGGCUUCCUUGAAGAGUGGAAGGCCUUAAAUAAAAUAAAUGUUGGCACAACCUUCUACUUAUAAAGAGUCCUGACAGGUUUGAACAGCAUUGUAACGUUGAAUGCCAGGCCUAUCAUUUCCAUGCAAUAAACUAAAUCAUUAGCAAAUAUUUACAGAAAGCUAUCAAAAGUGCAACAUUCUGAGUGGAAUGCAAGUUGUGCUGUGACAAACAUUCCAUCUGCGCAAGCAUUUCACCUUGCCAGAAGGAAUGAUCCCACAGUUCUCUCCUGCAUGCUGUUCUGGGGAUUCUCCUGACCACUCUCCCAAGCCAAUUUCAGGGAACAGACAGGAUGUUGGGAGGGAGAGGGGAGCCCUGUUGCACAAGCAAAAGUCUUUGCACAGGGGUUCUUCUGAUGGGGUUGCUGGGUGAAUCCCACCCUCUGCACAUUGUGGUUUGUAACUAUUGUUUGCAAAUAUGUGCUAAUAAGAAAACGUUCUGGAGAAUAACGUAUAACUGAUUCAUUAGCUCUCUUCAGGUGCGCCAAUGUAGCAACAACACCCCGAAGUCAUCCAUCUUCCCACUGCUCUCAGUUGGGCCAGUCCACCAGGGUUUAUAUAUUUAUAAUUCUUAAAAACCCAUUUAAAAACAAAUCAGCUGAAUAUUAUAUAUAUAUAUAUAUAUAUAUAUAUAUAUAUAUAUAUAUAUAUAAAAUCAAUCAUGGUUAGAAUAGUUGAACUAAGGAAAAGUACAUUAGAUUCAUGUCACCAUUUAAAAAAAAUAAAUUUGUUUGUCGAGUCAUUACAUUUUUGUGUGUGUCUUGAAUUUGCAGGCAAUGCCCAAGUUGUUUCAAGAGGUCAAGUGGAAUACAAUAUUCGGUUUGGCAUUCGAUACAUGUGGUGGUACCACUUAGUUGGGCUUAUCUGGACAAGUGAAUUCAUUCUAGCAUGUCAGCAGAUGACUGUGGCUGGGGCAGUGGUUUCUUACUUCUUCAACCGGUAUGUGCAGCAUUUAUCUUCUUGCCAGGAGUUUUAUUUCUUAGUCUUUAUUUUCAAUCUGUUGUGAAAGAAAUUGUUUUCUUAAAAAGCCACGGAUGGUUGGACUUUGAAAGCUAAGGCUACAGUCCUACGCUCACUUAUUUGCCUGGUAGUAAACUCAGAAAUUACUUUGAGUAGUAUUGGAAUGCAAAGUUGGUUAUUCUGACAUUGUUAGAGAUGAACUGCAGCAAGAGCCACUGUAGCUUAGUUAACAGACUGUAAACUAAGCACUUUUUAUUUCAAAUGUGAACUAGAAAGAACUGUGAACUAAGCAGUUCUUACUUCGAAUGUCACUACGGGAUGAACUUAGUGGCUGCAUUUGAACAUAAUACACAACCAUAGCUUAGUGCUAUGUGAGUGAUAUUCGGGCUCAUGCACUCUCCACUCAUCUUCUCCAGUGCGUCUGUGGAGGAAAUCACAAGUAUUUGCUUCAGUUUUCGUUUAAUUGUAAUCUUUCACUGUAUGGUUAGUUUUAUCUGUUGUUUGUCUUAACAAACCAGCUUCAAGCUAUUGUUCACGAUCUUAAAUUGAUUAGGUAAAAUCAUAGUUCAAACUAACUUUAGUUCCUGAUUUGGGUGGCUUGACAAACAACAGUUAGUGGGAAACUGAAGCAGAUUGUUUAAGCUACUGUUUAGUGUUCUGUCCAAGCCAGGGUAGUAUUUUAUUUUAUGACGGCUACUAUCUCUCAGCCUUGAUGUGGAAUAAUGAAACUGAACUACUUUGCUGGCUUGUUGUAAUGAUUACUGAGAUAAUAUGUGUGAAACAUGUUGAACUCUCUAAAGUGAUACAUAAAUGCUUUGUAAGCGAACUGUGCACCACGGGUCUCUUAAUUGCGUAUGUAUGAGAGUAACUGUGAGGGAUAUGGCCAUUGCUGUAUGUUCUAGAAGUACCAAGGGAGCUUUAGCUUUAGCCAGUGGAUGAGAUCUAACAUAACAUUCACGCAAGGAGUCAGAAAGCUGAUGUUGUGCAAGCAGAAGCACACAAGCUUAACUGUCAUGUUGCACAACCCUUAUUGUUAUUAUAUGUAUUUCAUAAGUGCAAGACACCUAUUGGAAUCAGCUGAACGAAGCUUCUACUAGCUGUUGUGUGAGCAGGCUGCCAUAACUGGAUACCCCAUGCCUCUGGCACCAAUAAAACUGCAAUUCAAGCAGUAUUUGUUCUGUUUUAUCUCAGAAUGGACUGUCUAAUAGCCGGAAUUCAGUCAUUCCAGAAUAAUUCAUGUAUUGGCAAUCAUUUGUAAGCUGAUUUUCCACUUCUCUCUCCUUUUGUGAAGGUGUUAAUCAACCUUCAAAUUUUUUUCACUUCAAAGCUAUAAUUUGUGUCAUUCUGUACAAAUAUUAUCUUUAAUGACCUCUUAACAAGAACUCUGUUACAUUUUGACAAAUAGUUUAUUUAAAGCCUUUUUUAUUUUUGUGAAAUUAGCAACUCAUCCUCUAUUACAUUCAUAAACUUUCAUUUUCUACAUGCCAUACAUAAUACUGUUCUUCUUGCAAAGUGAUAUGUUCUCAGCUGUCUGAAGUAAUUUAGAUCCCAUAAGAGGGUAGCUUGUGCAAGCAAUUUUUCAUACUUGAAAAACCUGUCUGGCUUGUGCAAGCUUGUCUCUAUGUGUGAGGCUGAUUUGUUGGGUUAUGCCCAUUGUCAGUUUCACUUUACAUAUGAUUCAUUCUUUAAAUUUUGAAUGUUCCCAAAUGUUAGUGGUGUAAUUCCUGCUUUUUUAAAUGCCCACUCAUAUAAUAGAAUGAGUGCUUAUUUGAGGAAUGUUGCCUUUGGGAAGAAAGAAUGCUACUGGCAUUGUCAGUUGUGAAGUAAGGUUGAGAAUGGUAGGUGUUUUUAGAAUGUUCAUGGAGGUAUUUGUAUUCAUAGUAGUUCUUCCAGCACGUUUUUCUGCUUAGGAAAAUCACUGUGUGCUGAUUUCAGUAAGAAUUUGUUUCAAAAUAUCACAUUUGUCUCUCUACAACAUAUGUACUGGUCUUACAUCAUGCUGUUAAUGACAGACUGGGCCACUAGAGGGCACAAGAGGCACAUAGACUGAGCCAAGGCUCUGAAUCCACCUCAGAGCCCAUAUUGGUCUCCUCACAAUAUUUCUCAAACUUGGGUCUUUGGCCGUUGUUGGACUACAGCUCCCAUCAUCCCUGACCACUGGUCCUCCUAGCUAGAGAUGAUAGGAGUUGUAGUCCAACAGCAGCUGGGGAUCCAAGUUGGAGAAACACUGCCUCAGGGGACAUGCCAAGAGGACUCUCCCUCCCUCCCUAGCACCAAUGGAAGAUUUUUAUUGCAGAUGAGACAGAGGAAGAGAGAAAAAAUAAACAAAUAACAUUCUCCUACCCAUGGUUUUUCCAAAAGGACAGAGUGUGAAUUAUUAUGACCCUUUUGAGGGUUUUAGAAGCCAAGGAAGAAAGAACACACUGUGGUAUUUUGGGAGAGAACUGAGGCAGUGAGAGGGAAGAUUUUGUAGUCCAUGUGCACCAGCACAUGGCACUUUCACUUGUAAACCAUGAUUUAGCAAACUAGGUCAUAUAGAAAUGACUAUAAAAAAUAGUCAUUUCUAACACUAUUGUUAUAUUAUAUUAUUCCAUUCAUCCAUCCAUCCAAUUUGACCCCAGUUAAUAGUACAGGUCAGGGUUGACUUAAUUCAUGCAAGCUAGAGAUAUUGAUCUCACCAGUCCUUUCCCAAGGGUAACAAGCAUGCCUUCUCUCCUCGCACUCUCCCCUUCUGAUAAAGUGCACCACUGUGACCUUCAGAAUGGCUUUGUUCCUUUGGCACAUCUCUCAAAGCAAGAGCCAUCAGAUGAGAGUGGGUGUUUGUCUGCUCUACACUGUUUUCUCUUUUAUAAUGCUAGAUGAUGUAUGUUAGCAUUGAAAUUCAUGUAUUUGCCAAGGAGAACGAGCCACCCUACAGUGUCGGUCCCUCUUUCUAUGAUUUGCUUUGCCAGCACAUAGAGGUAUUUAAACCAAUGCAGCAGACUAAUGCGUGUAGAAAGAUGAAGCAAGAAUGCUAUCACACGCUUUUGGGCAGUAGUACGGUAUGUCACAAGAGCUUUGUUUAUCACAUCGCACGCAGAGCCUUUCUCUUUAGCUAGUAAGCAUUUACAGGAAAUAGAGCAGCCUUUACCUCAGCAAACCUGCUUCCUCACUACACAAAGCAAUCUAUUAGGCACUUUGCAGUCUCUCCAUAAGCGGAAUUAAAAGUGGGGAGGGUGGAGAGUUGUUUCAGCUGGAUUAGCUUCACAGGGGUCGUCUGUUUGACCUGAAACUGUACUUUGCUUUCUUUUAUUUUAGGUAGAAGAUGCAUUCUUUAGAGCUGUUCAUAAUUUAAUAACAGAUAUACAGCUUCUCUACCACCUACUCUUUCAUGAUUUGUGAAAGCAGAAUUCAGUAUUUUGAAAUCUGCCUUUAAAAAGAACUUCAUAUUGUGAGGUUGCAUUUUAAGCUUUCAGUUUAUGGUGAGUAAGGAUGCAAAUUUGGUACCUUUAAAUGAGUGGCAGCGCAGCUGAGUGACUAAUAAGUGGGUAUGAGCUGAAAUCCCAACUCAGGCCUAAUUUCAUUGGUUGACACUGGGGAAGUCUGUAAAAGUGGUAAUAAUACUCUUGCUGUUAUUUCACGUUUAUUUCAAAUCAGAAAUAUAUAGAAGGCAGCAAAGGAUUGUUAGGGUGAUAGUAGUGGGGAAGAGAUGCAUUGCUAGCUUCGCUUUCCAUUAAAAAAAUUCAGUGCCUGAAAAGUGCUAGUAGACCAUACCAUAAGAUUGUAAAGUUCUAUGGUGCUAUGGAAUGAGAUACCUCAUGCUUGUAUUUCACAGAGGAAAGGGAGCUUCAUUUCACAAAUUUUUAAAUAUAUUUUUAUUAUGUAGACAAAUCCACAGUCAAUUUUGUGAGUGUAGAUUAUUUUAUUUACUUUAUAACAGCACAAGGAACAGGGCACAUGCCACCAUGAAACUAUCUCAGCAAGCAGGAAAUCAGCUCAGAAAAUUCAUGUUGUAAAAGUGUCUGCAACAGCAUCAGGGGUAUCUUCUUCUCUUAAGAGUCCUCUUAACAGCCGUGUGGUACUGCCCAGUUGAACUUAGCCCAAUGCAGUAACCAUGUGUCUCCACUGCCCAGUACUAACUCAGCAUUCUUAUUAGAUGACUUUGAUUUUUUCUCUGCAGUUGAGUGACGUCGUUUGGGUUGAUAUACCAGUUGAUGACAUUUCCUGAGCUAUAUUAGCUCUACCAGCUGUCUCUUAUCUUGCAUCUUUUGCAUUUUUGGUUCGAUCUUAGAUAAAAGGAAAGUCUUUGUUCUGUUUUUUGACCUGCUUAGAGCCCAUAAAGCCGUGAAACAUUAUCAGAGCCUGUUCUCUUCAGUUUUCCUUGGCUGGAACCAGGCAGUUGAAGAAUUUGUUAUAGACUUAUCCAAACACACUUCAAAAUUUACCAUUUGACUACAUUAAUGAACACACUUUAGGUAAUCUUACAAGUAAAAGGUAAUCAUACGAAUACAAUUCCUUCUUGUGCUUUCAGUAAGAAAUUAAUUAUUAAUAAAUGCAUAAUCCUUGCCUUUUUUGCAUGUCAUAUGCUUGGUUAAUAUAUUUUUUAAUAUAUUCUGCAGUUAUAUUUUCUCUAGGUGUUUCACAUGUAAGCAUUUAUGAAGAGACAUUUGAUUAAGCUAAAUUCAAACCGAGAUAAAGAUCUAUUUCAGAAACAUAAGAAUGAUGACUUUUAGAAAGUAUGUCAAUGUACUUAUUUUACAUAGAAAUCCAGCACUUACCCCCAAAAUGUUCCCCUGGCCUGAAGAACUGAAAUGAAUGCAUACCAUUUUCCUGGUAUUUCCUAUUGAAAAUAAUGUGGUGCAUGCAUAUAUAAAUAUAGCCUUAUAGCUGUAGUGUAGCUAUUACUGUGGAAAGGCUGUAGGGAUUGUAUUACUAUGAUACCUACCUAGGCUGACAUGGCUAUGUCUAUUUAAAUUCCUGCUUAGGUGAAGAUUUAAUAAAAAUAUAUUUACAGAACUUCAGUUUCAUACUUCACCCAUUGGCUCUUGUUCUUUUGCGAACACUGCUCCUAUUUUGUAAAGGUCAUGGCAGAAAACACUUGAAAGAGUGAACAUUUUAAAGUGUGAUUCUCAUUUCAUUCAUUCUUGAGGCUUGUUUUGGAUUCAUAUUAAUGCAAGCUUGAACUCAAAUAAUACUUGAGAAGUUCUGUUACAAUUGUGUCCUGCGAUUCCCAUUAAGCUCACCUUCAAAAGCCAGCUCACAGAAAUCUAUGGUUUGAUCUUUCUCCCUCCCCCCCAUCCAUUAUAAUGCUAUAGUCAAUCCUAAGCAGUAAAGUCCUCAUUUCACCAUUAGCAGUACUGCAUACCAGUUUUAUAGUUUUUUGGAAAGGAGGCCUAAUCUUAUAUUUAAUAACUGAAGAGAAGAAGAAUUAGAGUUUAUAAUGAAAUGGCAAAUAGGGACUAAUCAGAUUAGUGGGGGGGAAAGAGAUUAGCUAAAAACUGUAUACUACAAAUUUCAUAUCGGCUUUUCCCUAUUUAGAGCUCUAUUAAAAUCUUCUCCAGUUUUUAAUUAUUUGUUUACUUACAGUAAUUAGACUCCUAAUAAAAAUGUUUCCAAGUGGGACACAGCAUAUUAAAAACAGGAUAAAAUUCACUAAGCUUAAGGUCCUGUAGAACAGAAUCAAAAGCAGAAGCACUAUUCCCUGAAUGUUUGCCUGAGUAAAAGCGUUUUUAAUAUGCCAUAGGCAGUUGUAGCAUAUCAGGAGAUAGUGUGUGCCAUAACACUGAAUGCCCUCUUAUGAAUAUUUCUCAAACAAACCUUGGAAAGCAUGUGUCCUUAUCUAUACAGUGGUACCUCGGGUUACAUACACUUCAGGUUACAGACUCCACUAACCCAGAAAUAGUACCUUGGGUUAAGUACUCUGCUUCAGGAUGAGAACAGAAAUCAUGCUCUGGCGGCACGGCAGCAGCAGGAGGCCCCAUUAGCUAAAGUGGUGCUUCAGGUUAAGAACAGAUCACCAGAACGAAGUAAGUUCUUAACCCGAGGUACCACUGUACUUUGACAGAUUUUAAGCUCAGAACAAAUUAUGCUACAUUAUUGUAGCACAAUGGGACCUCCCGAACGAAUUAAGUACUUAACCUGAGGUACCACUGUACAUAUGUGGGUUUUUGGUCUCACUGGGGGCCACACCACUCUUUUUGCAGCAGAUCUGUUUACUCAAAAGAUGGGUUCUCCUGUGCCCAUCAGAUCAGGGAAAGUGGUGACCAUGCAAAUUUCCCCAGGGCUCUACUAAGCAUGUAAAACUGCAUUUUCAUUCAGGGAAUUUCCUAAAUGCUUGUGAAGGUUAAUUUCCAUAGAGUAUUCCACAGUGUAUUAUUCAGAGAAUAGGAUUGGAUAGCACAGUUGUUUUUGAGUGGUUUGUAGCACCCAGCACUGUCACAAAUAUAGUGGAGCUUCUGGAAUGGCAGGGUUGAGAGCAUGUAAAUUAUAAUGGCCUUAAAUAUAUAUGCAUCCAAUUUGAUGGCACGUGGGCUCAAUUCAGUUUUUCAAAGGUCAGUAGAUACAGGACUUCCGUCAUAAUCGGUUAACAAACUAUGAGAUGCCGAUCCUAAUAGCUAUAUUGUGUUUCGUUUUAUCACCUGUGUAGUUUUACAUGUUUGUUUUUCGUUCUAGAAAUAAAAGUAAACCACCAAGUCAUCCAGUCCUGUCUUCCAUAUCAAUUCUUUUUUGUUAUCAUCUGGGAACAGUUGUGAAAGGGUCCUUUUUAAUCACAAUAGUGAGAGUCCCAAGGAUUAUUCUAUUGUCAAUUUAUAGCAUCCUGGAAAAAAAGGUAGGCUUGUACUUUAGUUUUGUAAUGCCAUCAUAUAGCAGUUAAUGCAUCAAGGAGCAGAAAGUAAUGAUAUCUGAGCAUCAUUUCCCACUCUUGUAUUUAUUUUUUACUUACUUAUUUAUUGAGCUUUAUAGCUCAAUAUCAUCCCGAUUCCAAAUGUUCACAGCAGGUUACAAAGUUCAAGAGACAACAUUUCCAUUGUGCAUUCUUAAAAGUCUCCACCCCUUGAUGGCUUACCUAUAACCUAGGGGUGAGGAACCUCUGACUUGUGUGCCUAAUUAGUUCCCCACCCCUGCCUUCACCUCUGGAAACCAACCUAAACAGACAGAUUUUGACAAAAGAAGUAUUUAGGGUUUCAUGGAUUAGAACUGGAACUUUGAAUUAUGACUGUGAAGAUAGUAUGGAGAUAGUGGAAUUAUGAACACUAAAGUAAUUCAUUUUCCUCACACACCCUCCUUAGGCACAAAGCUGCCACAUUCUGAAGAAGCUAAAGCUUCUGAAUAGUUUACAAGCACAAUACCAUUUUGAAUGUUGGGGACUGUUCAGGAAAAGGCUGAUGGCACAAAUCAAGAAAAUGCAAUGCUUAUUACAGGAAUUAAUUUUGGAUUUAAUUUCUAAUUCCCAGCAUUUUUAUUUUUAAAAUAUCCUGAAUCCUUUAAACAUUUUAUUUACAUUAAAGUAAUAAAAAAUAUUUUGUGUUCUGCUCAUCUCUGUCACAUAAUGUAGUUAUUAAAAGAGCUUUUCUAGCUUUUAUUUUCCUCUUCUAAAGGAGAAUAAAUAGUAUUGAAUGGCAGUGGCUUUUGUGAUCUGUUCAGAAUGUUGUAAUAAUGUAUAGCAAUACAUUGGAGAUCACUGCAUAAUUGUAAGACUAAGUUUCCCAGAAAGCCUGUUAUGGGAAUUUGGUCUACAAAUAAAGGAGACAGGAUGCUGCUAAAACGUCUGGAUCAUACCAAUGUUUCAGUAAAAGUUCUAGUGAUCUUUCCUAUACAGAAUGUCCUACUUUGCACUGAGACCCUGUUUUCGGGUAUCAAUCCCAAGAACAUAACAGGCUAUCUAAUACGCUGCUGCUGCUGCUGCUGCUGCUGCUGCUAGUAUAAACAUUUAUUUACUGCCUGUCUGAAGAUCACAUCCAAAAUUAUGUUUCUUAUGGUCCAUAGAGCUCCUUGUACUGUACAACUGUCCUACAGGUUUUGCAGUUGCAACAGCUUUCUUUUGGAAGGAAUUCCCCUUCUCUCUCUCCCCCCCCCUUAAGAAAUAAGACAAUAUGCAGCUGUCUGGGUGUCAAGCUGCAAACUAUAUUUGCUAAACACACAGCAUUAAGCCUUUCUGUUUCUCUAUUUUCUAAGCAGAUGGAAACUUAACCAAAAUUAUUCACAGGCCUGAUCUACAUGUCUUGUUAAGGCACAGUUUGUCUUAAACCAUAGUUUAAUUGUGAAUGUGCCUCCCCCUCAUACAUGGUGCCUGCAUUGUCUCGAGGAAGCCAUAAUAUGACUUGUCAUGUUGUCCGAACCCAAACCAUGGUAUGUCUGUUUCAGACAAAACACAAGAAAUACGCCAGGACUAAACCAAGAACAUAACACAACAGAGGUGGUAACUACAUAGCUGAUGCAGAAGUACUUCAUACUGCUUUCUGACAAUGGGGGUCCUGGAAUAAGGAAAACUUAAUUUGGAGCAGUUCUUUUGAUUAUGCACAUUGUGUGUUACCAAAUGUAACCUGUCUUUAAAAUGCAGUUGCCACAGUCUAGCAGUUUCUUGUGCAUACAGAAACUCUUCUGCCAAAUGAAAAUCCAAAGUGCAACCAUUUCCCUAAAUAUUUCAUAUUUGGGGGAGAUGAUAUCACAUAUUACUUCUGCACACAUGGAAGCAUGGGAUGCACUAUGAUUUCACAACAUGUAAAUAUAAAACACUAGCUUUGCAAAUAUGUUUCUGGCUUUGACAACUAAUUAGUGCUGUUUCCCACUGCAGAAGAAUACAUGUGCAAGAUGCAUAUUCAAAUGCUGCUGUUGCUGUUUCUGGUGCCUAGAAAGAGGCCUAAGAUGCUUAAACCAGGUAUGUUAUAUCAGGUGAAGUUUUGUAUAGAUACUUGGUUUUUUUACUGCAAAAAAUCAGAAUGAAAAUGGAGGUUUUUAAGGAAAAUACUUCAAAAGUUAUUUAAUUUUUACUUGCUCAGAUUAGCAUUGGUUCAGAAAUGCUAAUUCUGUUGGUCACUAUCACAGCUGUAUACUGCGACUGGCAUGUUUGUCACAAAAAUAAGCAUUAUCUACUACUAUGGUCUUUGAGGAGUAAACAAUUGUGUGCUUGGUUGAUGCUACCACAUGAGAUUUUUGUGCAUGCUUUGCUAUCCUUAGAGUCUGUUGGCUCUCAAAGUAGCUACAAGACAGAUUAGUCCCAAGUCAGAUAUAUGACAAUUGUUUGUACUUAUCAGCAAUCUCUAUCUUCAUAUAUCCUUCUUGUUUUUUAUUAUGUUAAAUCUUUGAUGAUAUAAGUUAUGAAAAUGCAUUUUUGAAUGGGUGUUUAUAGGAUAACUGGGUGGUUUUGCUACUUAAAAUUAUGCUUGAAAUUAUUAUAUAGAAUGUUUUCUUAAUGUUUCCUUGACACAAUUAUUUUAUAGAGUUACGUAACUUCUCUUAUCUGUUUUGGGCUUUUUUUAAAAAAAGAAAUGUGAAAUAUUGUAUAAUAAAUAAUCUGUGUAAAUGCAAAAUUGUAAUUUCAUGAAUCCAGUCUGCUAGUCAUACAAAAUAUUUAGUAUCAUCCUAUUUUUGAUGGUUUUAAGAAAGAACAAUUAAGUCUAAUCAGAAACUUCUGUAGGAAGAUGCAUUUUCCCUUAUAGUCAGUCUCCUAGUUUUCCUCUAAUUACCAUCUCAUUUUUUCAUACCUUACUGUUGUGGAUUUUAUUUAUUUAUUUAUUUAUUUAUUUAUUUAUUUAUUUUGCAGUAGUGAUAAAUUGAGGUUGUUAGGAAUUGUAGUCUGGAGGAUCUGGAGGCAGCAUGCUGGUGAAAGCUGCACGUGGUUAUGUGUCUCAUUGAAUAAUUAAUUAAGCAAUUAAGCAAUUUUUAUUCUCUCUCGCCUUCAGCAAAACUGGUCUCAUGGUAGCUACACACAACUCUGUGAGACAGGUUAGUUAGGCUGAGAGAGAGUGGCUAGCUAAAUGCCACCCUUUGAGCUCUGGAGUUUUCAGCCUAGGUCUUCCUAAUCCUCACUGUGCUAUUGAUUAAAGUUCAGUAAGAUGGCACACAGAUUAUAAAUGAUGUACCAUGCUGGAGCUGUGGUGUAUUCUCCCUGGAUAUAGGUAGACUACUUACGACAGGUAGGCAGACUACAAAUAGGAACAAAAGGGUGUCUGAAUGAGCUGAACUAUUCUGUACCUGGGUUGGGACAAUUCUGUAUGCGGCAUGGAUUGAGACCAACCAGCUUGUAUGAGCAAACCAGAGAAGCUAAAUACAAUCACGCCUGACCAGCUUGUUUUUGGCUUCUUUUAAAAGAAGAUUUUGUUGCUAUGGCUCUCCUCUUUUCACUGAGCUCAUUUUUAAUAGAGUCCUAGAAUGGAAGACUGAAUUCAGCUGUUACACAAAGUUGCAAUUAUUCUUCAGAAGCAGGAAACUUUAGGGCUUGGACCUGUGCCACAGGGCUUUUCUCAUGAAGCUAACAGGUCAGUUUUUCCAAGACCCUUGACAUUCAUUCUGUGUUGUGAAGUACAGAGGGAUGUUUUUCCCCCCUAAGUACUUUUUUUGUGUCUACUGUGCUAUUUCAAAAUAUGUAAACAAUCCCAUUCCUUAUUUAUCUGUGAGAAAUAUAGUCUUUGGUUCCCAGGCACUGGAACAUAGGGGCUGAAUUUCUUCUAAAAGGGAGUUGUAGGAUAGUAACUUAUUUAUUUAUCACCUUCCACACAGAUCUCAAGGCAUUGUGCAAAAUGCAAUAAAAACAUCUGAAUAACACACACACACACCAAUAAAACCCCAACACAGGAAAUAACAGCAGAUAUAUCAGAGACCUAUUCAUCCAGCUAGGAAAGCUUCUUAGAACAAACCUGUCUUCAGUUGUUUCCAGAAAGUUCAGAUAGUGGGCGUCUGUUGUGUCUCGACAGGAGUGCUGCUCUGCAGAACAAGGCCCUGCUCCGAGUCUCGGUGGAGUGGGUUUCUGGUAUCUUUAGAACUUGAAGGAAAAGCUAUACUGUAGACCACAGUGACUUACUGGGUAUAUAAAGGAUUAAGUAGUCUCUCAAAUGCUUUGGGUGUAAGUGUAACUGAAUUGUCUGUGUUCCAGACUUGCUAGUUUGUACUUCCGUUGCAAUUUUGGUUAUCUUGGUCUAUGGACUUGCGGUGAACAUAUGAACUAGCAAAGGAUUUAAGUCUUUAACAAAACAUGUUUAAAUUGUCAAAACGACAAAGAAUCUUGUUAGUUUGUUUCGACUACGGCAGACCAACACGGCUACCUACCUGUAAAGAAUCUUGUGUUACGUUAAGGACUAACAAAUUGUUUUAUUUGCUAUGCUUGUUAGUUGCUUGUUACACAGAGGUAUCCAAGACUUAAAAUAUGUUUUAAAAAAUUAUAAUAUUGACACAUUCGUACUAAAAUGCAUGCAAUUUAUAGAAAACCUACAACAACAUCCCUCCAUAUCAGCUGCAGGAAGCUGUGGCAGCACAGUAAAAGCAAAUACAUCAUCAUAAUAGUCCAUCAACAGCCUGGUGGGGGAGGAGUGAGUUAUGUUUUUACCAGGCACCGUAAAGAUGUCAGUGAAGGUACCAGGCAGAUCUCAAUAGGGAGAAUGUUCCGCAGAUGGGGGCUGCAACUGUAAAGGCUGUAGUUUUCUGUAAGUUUUCAUGGAUUUCAUUUCACUUGAUAUAAGUCCACAGAAACAUAUUUCAAAAUAAAUGGUCGAUCUUUAAAGUGCCACAUGGAUCUUAGGUUUUUUUUUGCUGCAACCAAUGAACUCUGUCACCCCUUUAGAAAUUGCUAAAGUAGUCAGCUACCAAUAGAAUUCAUGUUUGCAAGUUACGUUUCGUUUGAUUUUUCUUCCACCUCCACUGCUAUAUUAAGUGCAAUGAUGUACAUUCAUUAAAUCAAAGCCCAAAACUUUCCUAAUUAUGAAAAGAAAAUUCAAAUAUGGGGCAUAAAUCUUAGUCUGAGCGACACUUUUCAGCAGAUGCUGAGGAAUUUUUCAGUUUCAAAAAAGCAAACUAACUGUAAUGUAUUCAAAUCCCAAAUAAAUAUGGAAAACUAUAAAUUCUUUUGGCAGAAUCACUUUGCUUUCUGCUAAUCUCUGUUAAGAAUGCCAAUAUGGGAUGGCUUUUUAAAAAAUAGUUCAAGAAUGAUGUAAUUCUUUUUCUUUUUCUCUAAACAAAAUACGACUGCUUUCAGACGGCUGAAAAGAAUAAUUGUACACAGUUUCACACAUUCCUUUUUCAUUUAUAUACCCACUUUGUACUUCAGUAACUAAAUCCUUGAGGAAUGCUGGGCAUUGAUCUUCAGAGAUUUAAAGAAAACUGUUUAAUUUGUGGUAAGAGGUUUAGCUGUAUUUUUUUUAACUUUGUUAACCAUUUCAGUUAAGAAGAAGUUCUAUGGUUUUUGAAAAUUGGGUUCAAAGAUUAUUCAAGAUAUUUUUCAUAGAAUUAUGGAAUACUUUUGUCAAAUCUGAUUUUGAAGUAACUUUGGCUGGGUUAAGAUUUCUACCUUCUACUUUUCAUUCUCCUUCCUUCCUUUUUUAAAAAAAACUAAACCAAUUUACAUUCUAAUUACAGAAUGCAUACACAGCAACAGCCAUAAAUGGGACAUACUUUUGGACCUCAGCAGAAGAUGCUGCUGUUAUUUUAUCAAAAAGUUCAGCUAAUGCCACAGCAAUCAGCUGCUUCAGUGACUUUGUUAUAUUUCUAGGAAAGGUAAAACCUUAUUAUCACUGUGCCAUUGAUUAUUAACUGAAAAUACUGUCUUGUCAAUAUUUUGUGUAACAAUGGAAUUCAAAAAUCUCAAAGCUCAGUUCUCCUCUCAUGGCAAUUAAUAUUGCUCCUUACUUGAAAUCUCCCCUAAUCAGUACAGUAUAAUAUAUAGAAAUAAAUUAGGAUUCAUGAGUGAUGUUUAUAGAGAAAUAACAAAGUUUGAAAUUUUUAAGUAAACAGGGAAGUCCUGUUUGAGUUGGGUUGGGCAUUCUGCAAUAUUGUGACUUGGCAUUAUAUGAGUUUGAGUUGCAGUGCCUUUCCUUUGCGCCCUCCCUGACUUCCUAUUUUGUGUGAGUCAGAAGGGCAAGCACUAGGAGAAAACUAAUACCCCACCUGAGGACAUCUUAAGAAUACCUUACAGAUAAGACCAGUGGUCCCUUUGUGCACACUGUAGUUUCUCCAGUCCUGUUGUAGUAGCAAGCUGGCGAAUUGUUGUGAUGUUAUAACUCAGAGGGAAUCAGGCUGCACAAGGAGAGGAAGGAGAUAAUCGCACAAGCAUGAGGCUUGUUCAUGUAAUGCCAAACCAUAAUUUGCCAUUACAUCUGAAGCAAGCAUUGGAAAAUGGUGCUGCUUUCCUCAAGCAGUUAAUAGUCUUAAUUUAAUAUAAUAUACAGAUAAGAAUUAAAAAGAACAAAGCAAACCAUUUUGCAAGCAGAGGGAAGGUUUGAAAUAAGACAUUCCCUGUAAUCUUUUGAAUGCAAUAAUCUCUAAAUGCUAAAUACACUUAAAUGUUUUGGUCAUCUUUGGUGAGUGAAGUCUUCAAUAGCUUCUUCUGAAAUAUAGUCUCUACAUUUAUUUUCAUACAGGUGUUUGUGAUAUGUUUCACAGUUUUUGGAGGUUUGAUGGCAUUUAACUACAACCGUGAAUUACACGUUUGGGUAGUUCCACUGCUGCUGGUUGCUUUUUUGGCUUAUCUCAUCGCCCACAACUUCUUAUCAGUAUUUCAGACAAUAGUGGAUGCCCUAUUGCUUUGCUUUGCUGUUGACAGAGAAACAAAUGAUGGAUCUGCAGAGAAGCCUUACUUCAUGGACCAAGAAUUAAUGGUAAGCAGUUAGACAAAACUUUAGCUUGGGCAAGUAAGCAGGCACUUCUGUAGGUCUGUUCACACCGGAAUAAUCUUUGCCAUGUCUUUGGCCACAGAGGUGGAGAUGAGCCUGGUCUCAGUCACCUUCCUGGGGUUGGGGAGAGCUUCACUUAGAGGAGAUGGAAUUGAAGUUGCAUCAGUGGUUCUGCCUCUGCCUUAAGGCUAUGCAAUAACAGUGAGGUGGGACUCUCUUCAGGCAACCCAUUAGGUCCCUCCCCAGCAUCCAGAUCAGCUCCUUCUAGACAGGGUUCAACUCCACAUUCUCACUCCAGUCCUUUGGAGUGAGAGCAGCCCUGCCAAGAAGUCUCUACAGGGCUUAUGACAGAAUCAGAUUGGGUUUACAUCCAGAUAAGUGUGUGUAGGAUUACUGGCUUAAUAUGAUGUGCAGUACAAUCUGUUGCACGUUUACUCAGAUAAUCCCUAUUAUGCUCAGUGGGUUUUACUCCCAGGUGUUUGUAGGAUUAAAGCCUUAAACAAUUCCUUCUAUUGUUGACCGCAUCCUGUGAUGUAUGUAUGAUUCUUUUAGGGUGGUCUUUGGCUAAGGGGUUGGGCAGUUUCAAAAGUCUUUAAAGGUUCCUGCAUACUUGGUUCUUGGUCUCUCUUACCUCUGUGCAAGGGGAGGAGAGAACUCUGUUGCAACAGAAAAAUAAAGAUCUGCCUUGCUUUCACUUCAUCCUGCCUCCACCCAUUCAUCGAUGACCGAACAUGGACCUGGGGGACUCAGUCCCUUGGGGAGUUGGGCAGCAACAAGUCAACCCCCCCCCUUUUUCUACAACACAUCUUAAGGUAUAAAAGCUAACAACAUAAUCCUAAACAGAUUUAACAGGAAACCAGUCCCACUUAUUUUCAGUGGGUCCUCCUGCUAAUAUCCUUAGCAUUUCAGCCUUAAGUACCAAUUCUAUAUGUUUAUACAGAUAAAAUCACAUUCAUUUUAAUAGGAGUUCCUGAUAAUUGUGCUUAGGAGUAUAGUUUUAAUUAUAUAUUUUAAAUAUAUACCAACAUUUCUUGGUGUGAGAGUAUGCAAGUGUUUGAGUAAAAAGUUGGUCCGGUAGAACAUGAAAUGCAAGGCCAACAGAACAGCACUGAUGUUUUCCUCAACUGUUCUUCUAUCAAGAGGUCUAGAAAAGGACAACCAAAUUGAUCAAGGAGGUGGAGAAACUCCUUGAUCGUAACAUUUGGGGCUUUCUAGUGUAGAAAAAAGGUGAGUUAAGAGGAGACGCAAUCGAGGUAUAUAAAUUUAUGAAGAAAGUGAAUGAAAAACACUUUCCUCCCUCAUAACAUUAAAACUCAGAAAUAUCCAAUGAAGUUGAAUAUUGGAAAAUUUAGGGUGGGGGAAAACAUACUACUACACACACUGAAUAUUUAAACCAUGGAAUUCACUUUGAGAAUGUGAAAGGCCACUUGGGUGGCUUUAAAAGAUUAGACAAAUGCAUGGACAGUAAAGCUAUAGUCUGCCUCCACUGUUGGAGAUAGCAUGCCUCUGAAUGCCAGUUGCUGGGAAUCACUAGUGAGGAAAGUGCUAUUGUGCUGAAGUCCUACUUUCAGACUUCCCAUAGGCAUCUGGUUGGCCACUGUGACAACAGGAUUCUAAAAUAGUUGGGCUGCUAGCCUCAUCCAGCAGGUGAUUCUUGUGUUCUUAAGGGCAGAUAUUUUCCUUUUGCAAAUAUCUGUAUUACAGCAGAAAACAUCAGCUUUGGCUAAAAAGAAUCAGAAGUAGGCUGUCAAUCAACUGGUUGUUUUGUUCUUUGUAGAACUUUUUGGAUCAGAGCAGCAAGUUUGCAGAGAACACACAUGGAAAUAAAAAUAUCCUUCAUAACAAGGAAUAUGGCACAGAACUUCAGCCUAUGGUAAGAAACAAGUAAAUGCCAUAAUAUAUGGACAUCAAAUAACAAGGUGUAUUUUCUUUGCAGUACAAAUGUAUUUUAUACUUUGUGUUUCCAGUACAGUACUUCUAGAGAAGGGAGGAGGAUACUUUUGGAAGAAUUAUUCCUAAUUUCAGAGUGGGAUAUUUUGCUCGUGUAAGCAGAACAUGCUUUAGCAUCAUCUUUCUGUUUGAAAGCCAAGUAUAGUGGGUUCAUGAGCAUAGCGCUACGUUCUGAUAUGUAAUCUUCCCAGACCAUAUUAGGUAUAUACCGGAGGAUUAGGUUGCCAUGACCUGUUUCUUCAAUGUUGCUAUAUUCUUCCAUUGAAUAAUGUAAUUUUCCUUAAGCUGUAUUCUACAUAUUUACCAUAAAAAGGAGGGAUACUGUCUGCUUGUGUGUUAAUGAGAUCAAGUUUUAAAAUCAGCAACAAAAACAGCACUAACCAAUUGCUGUUUUCCCUGUGCCCCCUCUUUUACAUGGGCAUCUUUAAGGUAGUGCACAGAUAAAGUAUAUAAUAUGUAUUUUCUCCUAAAAAUAGUAGCAGCAUCUUUAAAAUGUUUCUGACAUAAUUUCACUCUAGUGUCCACUUAAAAAAAUAGAAUUUUUGAAACAAACUAGUGUAUCUGUAGCAUAAUUGACUUGAGUUUUUUAAAAAUUGGGGUUUUUUCUGUGCAUGGUUUUUACAGUAGCAGCCAUCUUUUUUCUGCCAAAAUAGUUUUUGCCAGGAAAGAAAAACUGCACUUAGUGCUCAUGUUGUAAGCCCUGACAGAGCUUAGGCUCUGCAUAUUUUUUCUUUUCAGAACUUUCUGGUGCAUGGAAAUAAGCCAGUCAGGCAGUCUGGAAGUGUGGUUUUAAGUUUAUUGUGUUUAUGAAUGGCUGUACUUGGCUUUCUCAUUGUAUGUGGGUCUUUGAGUAUUUUUGCCAAAACAAAAGACACACGUACGCCAGCAGAAUAAUCUGAAGUAUUAUUUCUACGCCAAUCUUUCUCUUUUUAUCUCUUCAUAUGCUUUGUGUUGCUUUACAGACUUUGUCUUACCAUUAUGACUAAUCCAAUGCAUUUUUCAUUUUUCCUAACUAUAGGCCAGAACUUGAGAUGGUUCUAAAAGUACACAGCAAAAACAGCAAAAUUCAGAUAAAAGUGAAGGCUACCAAUAUUUUGAGAUAAAUUAUCUCCUAAAUCAGUUUGUACCUCUUGCACUGGAAGAGAUGAUCAACUCACUCUAACUCUGUGAAAAACUAAAAAAAUCAUUAUGUAUGGUUUUAUUGAAAUAGUAUUUAAAGAUGUUUUAUACUAAUUAUCAAAUCUGCUGUAAGUUUUUUGCACUUCGACAUGAUAAAACCGUCUUUUUGGCAUAAAGCCCCUUAAGAAAGUAAAAUGAAAUUGAUUCAGCAACUUUUAUACAAAGGUAACUCACAAUUUACGUUCAUUUAAUUUGUGUGCAUUCAGUUUUAUGCACUUAGCAAAAAAAAACUGUAGAAAAAGGGUUGGUGUCUGAGGAAAAGGCUUUGGCAAUCCCACCUGCCAUUGAACCCAAUGUGUUUUUAUUACACUUCCGAUUUUGGCUUUGCAUCCUAUCCCUGGAAUGUAGGCACAGCGUAAGUUGGGAGUCACCUGUAUACAAUGCACCCUGGAUAACAGCUAAACUGUGAAUAAUCAUGUCAUAGAUUAAGAAGCAGUGCUAGUUAGAGGGUCCCCUAUGGUAAGGAGUACGUUGUGGAAUCAUGUUAUCUAGGAAUUUUUGGUAAUGUUCAUAUGAUUAGGUUCCUUCCAUUGCAGUCCUUUAUGGAGAACAUUGUGCAUGUCCUAAAUUAACAAAACCAUUGAUGUCCUGAAGAACAAUUGUAUCCUGCAAAGGAGAAUCAGUGAUCAGUCAAGAAAGCAAGUCUUUAACAACAAAGACCAAGAGGUUGGAAAUAUGUGCUGUAUGCAUUCCUUUUAUUUUGGCAUCCUUCAAGGGACAAAGCCUCAUUAAAUUAGGCAUAUCUAUAGGCGCUAUCUGGGUAAGUAAUUGUACUAUUUCUAUACUGUACUACUUCUAUACUGUUCCUUUUUACAUACAAGAGUAUUUUAUGAUAAACUUAUAUUCCAUUACAUCAAAUGAUGAUCCCCAACUACUAGUAGUCUGUUUGCUAAAAGAGUAGUCAUUUUCUUUGUGUGCAGAGGGCAAGAUGCAGCCUGACCCUCUACUGGUUUGCAUAUUAAGUUAUGUGGCACACAACUCAGACAAGCCCUUAUUUCCCAAAGAACAUCUGCAUAACAGGCCUUUUCCCCCUUUCUGAGCAAAACCACCUCUUUAAAGUCUCAAAAGCAUACUGCUGGCUGCAAGUAAAUUUUGCCUUGAAUCUCUCUGGAUUCUAAACUUUUGGCAAUGAACUCUCUUUUACAAGUAAAAAUUAUAAGCAGCAAGGUAGAAUCAACAUGAGUGCAUUAUUUCCAAUCUCCAGUGAAUUGUUUUGUUGAAAAGGAAAGAAUACGUUUUGGAUAAGUUAUAAACAAAGGGACAGUUGUAAAUGUUUUCUGUAAUUUGAAUUUUGUAUUUAAUAACACAAGUUAUCACAUGCCUCCAAGAAAACAACAUUUAUUUAUAAAAAAUACAACAAGAUCGGUUUAUGAUGAGAAAUGUGGCAAUAAAUACAAUUCAAAGAAAAGGCAAUUCUACAUGGAUACAUUAUGGCACAGGAAAUAAAAGUCAACGCACCAUCAAAACAUGGAGACUUCUGUGGGCUCAGAAUUUAUACAAGCUCCCUUUUUAAGCAAGUCAGCUCUUUUUCUAUAAGCUUGGUCAAUUUAGAUAUUGGAAUGGAACACACACAAUCACAAAUGCACAUUUAUUAUGUCUACUGUGAGUUUAGAGAUUAGCAAGCAAGUACUUAUGAACAGACAGAAAUCUUGCAGGUAAUAAGCCACAACCUCAGUUUUUGUGGCAUGGUCCACAAUUAAGUCUUACAGUUUUCCACAUAAUGGAACUGUAAAUAAAAACAUUUUUAAAAAAGGAAAGGGCUGAUAUAGUAUGUAAAAUGCUCAUUUCAGAACAAGGUUGUAAAAAAAUGCAUAGUUUUUAUUAUUAAAAGACUUGGCUGUAUAAGAGAACUCCCCCUUUCACAGUAUUCCUUUUUACUUCAUAUGCAGUUAUUGUUAUGCUGUAGACUGCAACUGUUACAGCACUAAAGGCAACUAGAGAAGGAAAGGGCAGAGAAAGGAAAAAGGAAUGUUAUGUAAGGCAAUUAUUUCCUUAGGUACAUGAAGCAUAAUGUGUAAAGAAGACGGGUAACAAUUCCACAAGGCUAGUUUCGUUCUUUACUGAAUAAAAUAAUAAACUAAUACUGAGCUUUUGAGGCAAAUCUAAUAAUCAAUGCCCUGGUCACUGUACUGACCGUGGUAAUCUCUCUGAUAUUCAUCUUGGUAUUCGCCGUGAUAGUCAUCUGGAUAUUCUGCCUGAUAAUCGCUAUCGCUGAUUUCUGACCCAUUAGUUCCUGUUCCUUGACUUCCAUUAUGAAUGACAGGUUCUGUUGGUGCAGCACAAUACUUUGGAUCAUAUACUUGCCGUCCAAGCCCAUAAACGCUCAUCCCUUUCUGGGAAGCCACUUUGUUGGUGCCCAUUUGUAGUGAAAUAGUGGUGUUGUCCAUGGGUUGUAAUGUGAGCUUCUGGUCAUAAAUGUCUCGUCUUGUACCUGGUGCAAGCAUCCCUGCCUAAAAACAAAGGGUUUAAAGCAGUUUGAACAGCAUUGUGACUUUUAAAAUAAUAAUGAGUGAUGGCAGGAAUGCACAUGUGCAUAACAUUUUCUAGAUACUAGCUACUCAGCAUGGAAGUCUCCUAAGUGAGAUUCAGCAAGCAACAGACUUCUCAUCCCAUCACAGAAAUCAGAAUAAAGCACAUUAUACUACGAGGAAGAAGCUAUGGGUGCAUGCUGAGCAUCUUCACAAUUUUGUAUGUGUAUUGCAAGGAUGAAGAGUAUCCUAAGUGAUUAUAAACUGGGUAAGGAAUUUCACAGCCUCUUUGAUUAUUCUGAGCUGCAGGCUACAUCUUACCCCAAAGCUAUUUAACAUCUAUAUGAAGCUGUUAGGAGCAAUCAUUAGGAAUUUGAAGCACAAUGUCACCAGUAUGUUGAUAUCUAUUGUGGGUUAGCAGGUCUCAAGUUCAGAAACUGGGUCAUAUUGCCUUUUCUGAAUAGGGUUGCACUCCCCUUGAAGGAGCAAGUUUGUAGUUAGGAAGUACUCAUUGAAUUGUGUUUGUCAGCAACUGCAAAGCCCCCUUGCACAGCUUCUGUGCUAUGUGUAAAGCAGACUGUGCUCCCACCCAUUAGCUGAUGCACAUCUUGACCAACCAGGAUUUACCUCUGUGUAAGAGAGCUGGUUUCAGGGAACUCUCAUGCACUGGAACCCAGCGCUAAACAGGGCUGACCUUGUACAUCAGCUGAUAUGUGGGGUCCAUCCAGUUUGAUCUAGGUGUGAGAGAGCUCACUAGAAGAAACUCAUGUACCUGAACCUGCCAAGCUUCAAAGAGGAUUACAUUGGACCAGCUGCCACAGUGAAGAAAAGCUUCCUUUUAGCAGCACCUUGCUGCCAUAGAUGCUCUGAAGUCUCAACUUUCAAAGUUAUACCCACCAAUCAUAAUUGGCCCUUUAGGAAGAUCCUGGUAAGAAUCUGGCCCACGGAUCAAAAAAGGUUAUUCUCCCCCCCCCCCCGCCCAAUGCUACAGAUUACAUUAUUCUAAUGCACACAAAAAUGGUGUGGAAGCUGCAGCUAGUGCAAAAUGCUGGUCUAGAAAUAUUUUAAAAUAAAUAAAAUACCAAACAAUGAAAGAUAAAGUUUAGGACUGCAGAAACAAAUAUCUUAAAUAUGAAAGUAACUUUUGCUUACCUGACUAGCCCCUUUGUUAGUACCCAUCUGCAGGCUUAUUGUUGUCUGGUCAAAUGGUUUAUCAGUUUGCAUCUUUGGAUCAUAGAGAUGUCUCCUAGUCCCAUAGGCAGUCAUGCCUGCCUGGCUGGCACAUUUAUUGGUUCCCAUCUAUAAAGAGAAUGAGGAUCACUUGAAGAAAGGAGUUCUGAUUGAGAACUACCAUAAGUAAAUGUACUAUACUAGGCCAGUGUAUUGAAGAAUGUAACAUAUAUAAGUUGUGGUGGUGUGCUCAGUGCAGGGAGUUCCUGGUUCCCAGGGAAUGUCCGUUUCCUUCAGAUAGCAGACCUUAGAAGGUGAGAGAAACAGAGAGGAGACCUUCAAAUACACAGUAGGAGCGUCCUGCUCCUAGAGCUAACAGCUCUUCUGCAGAAUGAAGUUCUUAGGGCAGGGCGUUGGAAAUGAUCCUUUAAGAGGGGACAUGUUACUUAGUGACUUCCCCAACUUUUCUGAAGGUUGCAGACAUCACAUGUUGUCUAAAUAGUAUGGGAGAGCAGUCAUGGUACACAUUGACACCAACAACCUUGGGAAAUGUUUGUUAGGCAUGUUGUAAUCCAAGAUCUCUGAGGAAAGGAAAACAAAGGGUUUAUUAGAGUAGUGUUAAUCUAUGUGUCAAAGUCAACUCAACUAUAUUAACUUCAAAGGAACAACAGAAUGGGUGCCUUUAUGCCUUGGUUUGGGCUCCUUGGAGGUGUAUCCAUUUGGUCUCUGUGGGAAGCAGAAUGUUGCAUUAUAUAAAACUUUGUUACCCUCAUCUUAUGUUCUUAAGAUUUCAACUAAAAAGAAAUAUCUAAUACAAAAAGUACUAAGAUGAUGUGUAACAGCAGAGAGGGUUAUUCAAAGAUUAGUUACAGAGAGCCAACCUGAAAUCUUCACGGCUGUCUUCUGCUCUACAAAUUACAUUGAGUGGUGUGGUAGAAUGCCUACACCAUACCAGUAACAUGUGUAACUUCUGCUGUGUAAUUACAGUGCCAAUCCACCUGAUUACAUGAACAGAAGAUUCACACGUUACUGAGUAGCACAGGAAUAACAGAGGCAGUGUUAAUCACGCUUUUCAUGUUAACAGGUAAACCAGAUCUAUGAUGGACCAAAAUAGAGCAAUUCUACUGUGACCUACCUUAUUCUUCCUCAUGUAUGCUUCCUCAUGUUGUUGCUGCUUACCUGGAGGGACAAAGUGAUGGCGAGGUUGGAGCUAUGCAGAUGCACCAGAGGAAAUGCCAGAUUGGCUCUGCCAGGGCUUUGCUCCUCCAAGUAAGCAGCAGCAAGUGCCUCUUCCAGCAGGCUAUUGCUGUGGCUCAAAGCCACUCCUGCUGUUUACUAAGCAUAAAUAAUUGUCCAUUACACCUUAAAAGGUUUUCCUGUGUAUACUGAUUUACAGCACAAUCCCAUGGAUUCAGAAAGCAGCCCCACUGAGUUCAGUGUGGCUUGCUCCCAGGUAUGUUUGUACAGGAUUGCAGCCUUAGUGAACUUUCAAUUUUUCUGCUUACCUGCAAACCAAUCACACUUUGUCCAGCCUUCAGUUUUCCUGCAUCAAAACUUCUUGCUUGCUUUUCUGCAUAUUUGACACCAAUAUCGAUUGUAGUAUGAAAGCCUUUGGUUUUUGCCUAGGAGGAGAAUAGAAUAACAGCAUUUCUAAUAUACAUUUUAUACAGAAAUACCUUUCAUAUCACUUGCUUUUGGUUGUCCUUGAUUUAAUAAUUCUGCGUUCAAUUUUAAACCAAUUAAUGCAGGGGUCAGUAAACUUUUUCAGCAGGGGGCCAGUUCACUGUCCCUCAAGCCUUGUGGUGAGCCAGACUAUAUUUUGAAAAAAAAUAUGAACAAAUUCCUGUUCCCCACAAAUAACCCAGAGAUGCAUUUUAAAUAAAAGGACACAUUCUACUCAUGUAAAAACACGCUGAUUCCCGGACCAUCCAUGGGCUGGAUUUAGAAGGCAACUGAGCCGGAUCCAGCCCCCGGGCCUUAAGUUUGCCUACCCAUGAAUUAAUGGAUCAUUGAUUGUACAGUUUCAAGAGCUACUUGGCAACAGAGGUGAAGGCAUGGAUAACAUCCCACAACUUCUGCAGGCCAAGCUUCAUAUUUGGUUUUACCAAGAGUAAUACAAUGUAGCUGCUAGACAAGUAAAGCCUCAAUCCAUGGAAUUUCAUGGCAUACCUAUUACAUACAUCCCAUAGUUGAAGUAUUGAUCCUUUUAGAUAGUAAAUGUUGUAAGAAUCCUAAAACACUUUCUAUGCUUUAUGACAAGGUACCGUGCUAUAAAAUGGUUAAUUACAGUUAACCUAUGAAAAUGCAUGGAACUCACAUAGAUCAAUGUAAUGCACUGGACUGCAUAUGUCAUUAUGUACAUACCAGACCUGCUAGUGCCACCAGUGAUGUCUGAACCUGGGUCAUAUUUCCGUUUUCAAAGAGAUCAUUUGCUUCAAAUAUAUCAUGUGGUUUCAUGCCAUAUUGUUGUAUGGCCUUUAUAAAAUUCCCAAUGUUCUCCAGCUGAAAUUAAAUAAAUGCAUGAUGGUCUUAGUGCUUGAUGAUAUAAUUGCAUAAGGCAGAACUAAAUACUGUAUGGGAAAGUAUGUAAUAAACUUGGAAGAUUUUUUAAAAUAAAGAAAGCCACUUUAUAAUUGGUUUCAAGCAAUUUGGGGUGGGGGCGCGCACUGGGGUUGCUUAAACCUUUACCUGACCUGUUCUCCACUCUAAAAUUCCCCCUUUCAUUCCUACUUCUCUUUUUAAAGUGGCUGUCAGGAUUUUCUUACUCAUGCUUGCAUGUUUUUGUUUUUUGUUUUAAUUCUAUUCCCCCUGUUUCUCAAAGGAGACUCAAGAUGGCUUAAACAAUAAUAACAACUGAAUAAAACAAUCUCUUUUAAAAAUGCCAUUGCACAUUCAAACAUUAAUAAUACCCAGUCUGUUUUAACAAAUUUCAGCAGCACAAAAGUGAAAUGGAACUCGGCCAGCAUAAAUUACAAAAUUAACCAAAAGUUUAUUUAAAGAGUCAGAGCUUCAACAGCUACCAGAAGCAGUAUAGUGAUAGGGCCUUACAUUCAACAUUCAGCAAGGCAUUCAAUAUAGUAGGUGCCACAACAUAAAAUACCCUGUCCCUAGGUGACAGACACCAGCCCUGCUUCCUGAGGCUGAAGGAUUUGGAGCACAGCCCAGAUGACGAUAAGGAGUGUGCAGAGAGAAACAUGGAAGGAGGCGGUUCCUAAGGUGCCCAGGUACCAAGUGCCAUUAUGCACACAAUGCGGAGAUGGACUCAAAGGUUCAAGAUUGUUUUAAGCACUUGAAGAAGUUUUCUGCCUUUGAGCUAUAAAUGAAAUCAGCAAAGAAUAUAGGCCGAUAAAGAUCUGAUGGUUAGCACACACAUUCUUAACUCCUUAAUUUUGUUUUACUUUGUUCAGAUCUGCCAAACUGGCAGGUCUAGUUUUAUUCUAGUUUUCCUACUGUAUGCCAGCAGUUGUUCAAAUCCAGUUUUCAGUGAGAGACAAAAUUUCUCAAGAAGGCAAGUGUUCUACUAUGACCUUUCCUGUCUCAGUAUCUAUUUUCAAUUUCAUUUUGUAUUGCCCAUUUAUUCUUUCCUGAUUUGUGCAAUAUGGGUAAUUACAUUUGUUCCUGUAGUUCUAUGGGUCAUUUAUUUGGAAAGCAAAUACAAUGGACCAGAUUCCUUGGGCAAUUAAUAAUUUAAAAGUGUGUAUAGCUGUAACGAGGGGGGGGGCAGAAUAGAAGGGCAUUUGCGAAGAGAAAAAGAUUUCACCAAGCCUAACGAAGUUGUAAUCAAACCCACCACUUCUCCAGUUUCUACAAUAAUUGUCUAGUUUCUUAAUAUUCUAUUCCCAUAAUAUAAAUUACCAGGUUUGGUACUUUCAAUGGUAUUCUAAUAGUAAAAAGAGAAGCUUAUACAGUUUAAUCAUUAAUGCUUGCAAGGUGAACAAUUGCUGUUUCCUCAAAAAUAAAUCUGUAAAGGUGAAGGUGUUGAAGGCCUCACUGUGACAAUAACUGUCAUUAAGCUUUCAUUCAUGCAUUUCCUCUCUCCUUCGGAGAGAGACACUAUAUUAUUUGAAUACAGUAUUUAAAUUGGUUUGUUUACCUGAUGCCAGUUUAGUUUGGAUUGAUUGAUUUUCUUUACUGAUCCCGGGUGAAGUUUGUUGAUAAGCCUGUAAAAAACAAUCAAGUGAAUAAACUUCUUUCUUUUCGCAUAGCCACCACCAAUUUGAAUCUCCAUAUUACAGGACUACUAAUGCACAGAUAAAAACCAAUAUAUAGCUGUACCUUGGAAGUUGAAGGGAAUCCAUUCUGGAAGUCUGUGCGACUUCCAAAACGUUCGAAAACCAAAUUGCGGUUUCUGACUGGCUGCAGGAAGCUCCUGCAGCCAAUCAGAAGCCGCGGAAGCCUCGUCAGACAUUGGGCUUCCAAAAGAGCAUUCAUAUACAGGAACAUUCACUUCUGGGUUUGGCAGCCAAAACGUCCGAGUUCCAGGGCAUUUGGGAUCCAAAGUAUGACUGCGUAUUUUAUUUGCACAUACAGCUUAUUUGUAAGGCAGUUUGCAUAAUAGGCAUGCUGGUAAAGCCACUUUAGAAGGGAUUUGAGCCACAUAUCUGAAUGUCCUCCUUGGGGGGCGGGGAGGAAGAAAAUGAGAAUGUCAGGAAAAACAUGCCAUCCUAUGCGAUGAAUUUGUUACAUUUUAAACACCUGUAAAUUUUAAAUACACUCAUAAAUGGAAAUGAGUGAUUCAUGGGGGGGGGGGAGGGUGAGCGAGCAAACCCAUUCACCCUUUCUGCCCUAUCUCAUUGCAAUCUGUUGCUUUAAGCAGCUUUUCCCUUGGCUCACUUCUGGAGUUUGAGCUAGGCUGGUGGAAAAUUGCUUGAAGCAGCUGAGCACAAUGAAGUAAGGGAAGACAAAGAAUGUUGUUUCUCGCUUCAUGUGCUGCUUUUUGUAUCAAGGGCAGAUCUCUUUCUUAACAUGUGAACAGGCCCUUAGAAACACGAUUAGAUAGGCUCAACAACUUUGGUUUCCAUAAAAAGAUCCAACAAGUUUGUAGGUGUCAUGAAUUUUACUUUUUGAAAUAUGGCAAUCCUAGCAACACUUAGUAAUUUUACUGGAAACGACAGGAUGGGAGUGUUAUUCUGCUUGGAUCCUACUUGCAGGUUUCCACAGACAUCUGGUUGGCCACCAUAAGAACAGAAUUCUCCACUAAAUGGACAGUUGGCCUGAUCCAACAGGCUCUUAUGCUGAUUUUAAUUGCUCUUUGGCAGGGAAGGUUCUGGUGUAUUAUCCUAUUCCCUUUUCAGUGUUGCUUAGAAGACACACUAGUGAUACCAGUGCUAUUUAUUGUUUGUGUUUUGUUUUUUAAGAGGAAGAGAAAAGGCAGAGAGAAAGAGUUCCCAGAUAUAAUGGACAACAUUGUUCUUUUAUUUUUAAAAGUCAUGUUGAAAAUAUUUUUGUAGGUGCAACUUUUAUUUAUUUAUGCAAGGGCAGCUGCAUCUUCCAACAUUACCUGUUCUAUACACCUGUUAAAAGAUAGCAGCCCUGCCCUCUUUUGUGUAUUGUAAUGCUAAAAGAGAGAGAAAGAAGUGGACAUAUCCAGGGAAUGGCGAAACAGAACCCUGCCUGGGGUGCAAAAUCACCCCUGAAUGCUCCGACUUGAGGAAAGAGUUACUUGUGUGGGGUGAGAGGCAUGACAGGCAAAUUCUUUGGAUUGCAAUUGCCUCAGAAUAAACUGAGAUGGGGGAGGGUUAGGGGUGACAGAAUGACUAGUGUUGCCACUGCUGUCUUCAUGCUCACUACUGACAGGUGCUUUUAACUUCUCCCAACUUUUGCAUGCAGCCCUCAAAGCCCCCUCUCCACAAGGGACCCAGCUAGACCCUGCCUGCCUGCCUCCCUGCUUGCCAGUUGAGAUGGAGGGCUCAGCUGGUGGCUACUGCAGUAAAGUGAUGGGGGUGGGCGGUGCUGAUACAGUUCUCUACAAAGGGUGCAAGGGACCCUAGUACGUCUUUGGGUAUAUCUGGUAAAAUAAUAAUGGGGGGAAAUCACACUGUGUCCUAAAAUUAAAUGUGGAUCUUAUUUCUGAAAAAGUUGGCUACUGGCCUAGAAACUAAAGAGCUCUGCCUGAAAUAAAACAUGAUGUGGCUUACUCGCACAGUAUGAUGCCAUCCUUUAAACCCAGUUGAAAGUUGGCUCCAAUGCUCAUGCCAGUAACUUCUUCAAUCCAGUUGCGGAGAUCUUCCUCUAUCUGUGGAUCAUAUUUCAAAGCAAUCUGCAAUACAAAAUAAUGAUCAAUUCAACACUUUAUCUGAUUUUAAUAAUGCAAAAUUCAUAUUUGAUUAGACAAGGAUAUUUUAUAAAAGCAUCUGAAAAUGGAUCCAAUGCUAUCCCAGAAAUCAGCGUCACUAAUUAGCAUAAAGUAUUACAGUAUUUAUCAUUCUAAACCCUCAUGAUAAUUUUCAGCUCUUCAAAUAAACCAAAGGGUUUUUUCUUUGGAAAUCUCUUGUCUAAUGUCUAUUCUAUUCAUAAGCAUACUCUGCUGAUGCAAGUAUUCACUGAAAUUCUACAUGACCUUCCUUGUAUGUCAUUCUGUUCACUUAGCAGACCACUUGCAUCACAGCUGAUUCAUAACAUAUAAAUUAACAGUUCAGCACUAUAGCAACAGUAAACAGU
Messenger RNA from Podarcis lilfordi (Lilford's wall lizard), 46296 nucleotides. The record is from the annotation of a GenBank genome assembly. NCBI's taxonomy places the organism in Eukaryota, Metazoa, Chordata, Lepidosauria, Squamata, Lacertidae.